UGACUCUACCUACGUGAAGGAGGAUUCUGCUCCACAUGCAAAACAGUAGUUUUGAUAAAAAUCCAAAGGACGAGAAAAAUACCUUGAAGCUGCCGAACCCUUGGUUUCUGUUUGUUUAUGAAUAAUCUUUUAUGUGAGAUUCUUCUCGUCAAACGAGGUAAGAUUUUAAGUUCACCACAGAGAGUUUUUUGGCUCGAUGUCGAAGGCACUGUGGCCUCUGCAUGAAAACUGUUUUCCUGUCACUUUUGAAAGAAAUAAGGAAACUUGAGCGAAUCAGUUACGUUAAAAAAUCUUAAAUAAGGUAUAAUAGGAAAGGGAAACUUCUCAUAAACCGUAAUUCCAACUUACUGCUUAAUUUUGUUUGUUGACUGCAAAGAUAAUUCGGUGAAAAUGCAAUUACCUACUUCCUACAUUUCCUUUCCUAUCAUAUGCCGGCGGGAUGAUACAUAUAUUAUGUUGGGUUUCCUUAAUUAUGUUGUCUUUAUACAACAUUGUUUUGCUAGCGUUUACGAACACCUAAUCGUUAACUGCAGUGUUUUCAGUGCAAAAAGUAAAUAUUGAAUUUUUUAAGGACUUGCCCUGAAAUGAUUUUAACAGUUUACUGUACUCUUCUAAGCGGUUGCCACCUGUGUGCUUACAAAACACAGCACUUUGGUGAAGAUCAGGUUGAUCCAGUUGCUAGUGUUUAUCUUAAGCCAUACAGGUCUUAAAUCUUGAAUGUGUAUUUUGUAAUGAAACCUUGUCAGCACUUUGUAAAAGCCAGCUAAAAUAAAAUGCCACCCUCCAUAUGCAGAUUACCUCUCAUUAGCUAAGUUUGAGGUCCUUAUAGUGCCUAUGCAUGUUGUCUGUGUGGGCCAGAAUUCCUGAAAAAACGGGUUAUGUAAUGUACAGUAUGGAACAAGAAAGCAAAGCUUAUGAAAUGUAUACAGUUGAAACCCUGUGAGUUAUUUAAAGGCUCUGAUGAGUCGAUGGUGAUGGUAUGGCUUUCAUUUUUUGAAACCAGAAGUAGGCCCCUGACUAUGGAAUAAGACUGGUAUAAAGUCAUACUUUUUUUAUGGAGCAGGUAAACAAGAGUGUAUUACAACAGUUUCUAAGCUAAGAAAUUAUAACCAAAAUACAUUUUGCUGACUUUAUUUCUGUUUCUGUUUAGGCACACUUUGCAUUUCAGCCCAUUCAAAACAUUAUGGAUUGCAAAUAGAAUAAUCACAGAAUGAGAAAUAACUAAGUUGUAUAGUCAAUUGAGUUCUUUUCCUUUUGCAUUAUUACGGAAUUGAGGUGUUCCCUACCGUCAUUGGUCCUUUAGUUUGCACACUGUUUAAUUUUCUAUUUUCUUCUUGUUCUUUCAGGAAAUCCAUUAUUCCUUCUCAAUUGAAAAUACAAAGUGGAGCUAUAUUUUUAACCUGACAAAAAGUAACAUAUUUUCUUAGAUAGCACAUUAAUGUUUGGAAAAGUCAAUGCUUCUAAGGUGACACUUCACAUUGCAUUUUACCAUAAUGACAGUUCUUUCAGUUCGUGGAGGAACAAGCGGGGAGUCGGGACCCCCAGGUCAACCUCCCAACAAUACCACUUCAACACAACAAAGUGGCCAAAUAAAUGAUCCUAAUCAACAAGAAGACAAUGAUAACUCUACUACACAGGAAGAUGACACCGCAGGCCUUCUGUUACCCAAUGGGGAUGUGGUGUUUCCUAUUACUGAACUCUCUAAACUUGAUGAAAUGAUAAAUAGGCCACGUUGGGUGGUACCUGUUCUUCCAAAGGGUGAACUUGAGGUGCUUUUGGAGGCAUCCAUCAAACUUUGCCGAGGAGGUGAAACUAACUUCCAUAGAAUUAGUUAGUUUAUAUUAUGUACAGCUUUUCUUUUGCCCCAAUGCAAACAUGUAUGUGGUCAUGUAUGUUUUUAUUUCAAGGAGCAUUGACAAACAAACUAACCAUCAAACAUUCUAGCCUGCACGUCCAGGGUCUUAGCAACAGCCCUGCAGAUAGAUUUUCAUCCUGGCAAGUAACUUAACCCUUUGAGCCCUAAGAGUGAUCAGCAUCAAAUUUCUCCUCGUAAUAUCAAUGCUUUGUAAAACAGAGUGGUCAUGAGAAUCAUGGACAUGAUCAUCGAUGAAUUUGCUUGAUAUUUUGUCAACUUCUCCCCACUACUUCUGUAGGAAAUGAAUAGAGGCAACAAAUGAGAAUUCAAAUUUUGAUCUUAGGGUGUAAAGGGUUAAAAAGCUUUCUUGCCCAAUGGGCAAUUGUCCAGGCAAGUCAUCCUCUAACAAAAUCAAUAGACAAUAGAUGGAUCGAAACACACCAAUGACGUUAUAAGUCUUCAUAGCUAAUAACUCACAGCUUAACCGACAGACGGCCAAUAACAUUGUGACUUAAUUGACCAAUCAGGUCAAUAACCAGAGUUUAAUACAACUCAUGUUGACUCAGAAGAUGACUACCACACAGGUUGUCAAAACAUCAGUCAUUGUCAACAACAACCGUCCUAUUCAGGACUAUGUUCACCCAGAUGAUCAUACUCAACUUACUUAAGAAAAUCAUUAACUUUAACAUUAACUUUUUUCAUUUGUCACCUAGCCCUAAUUCAUGAAUUAUUAGAGCUAGGAGUCAAAGAAAAUAGAAAAUCAACCCAGGGGAAACACUUUUUACCUGAAUUUAAUUUUAACCUGUAGCAUAUACAUUGUAGUCAGGUACUGAAACUGAAACAUUUCUGUGUUUUGCACAGUAUGGCCUUGAGACUAAACAUGUACACAUAUUGUCAAUGCAGCACUUUUGAACUUCUAGGGCUGUCAUACAGUUUUCUUGGCAUUAAGGUUGGGGUUAAGUAUCAUUUUAAUGGCUGACAAUUCUGUUUCAACAGAGUUAGACACCAAGAGUGAAGAGUGCCAAAGGUUCUUCAGAGAUGGAUUGACAACGUCUUUUCAUAAAAUUCUUAAUGAUGAGGCAGUUAAUGGAUGGAAAUAUGAAAUCCAUGUAAGUUGUAAAACAGCAUACUACAGUUGAACCUCUGCAAACACUUACCUCCUACCUCCCAGAUCAUGAGAGUCAAUGCUUUCAUUUUACUCAUUUGCUGCAGAGUUUGCUGCCUCAAAUCACUGUAAAACUUUUCCUCACCAGAGUCAUUUCAUAUCUCAUUUAUCACAUGUAGAGCCGUUUGGUAUCUCUCCAUUUUUAAAAUUGAUCCGAAAUUUUACUUUGCUCUUCACAACACAUGCUACUUGGAAGCAAUGUGGCGAACGGAACUGUUUAACUAGUAGUUACGUGUCUACUAACUUGUUUUAGGCUUGAGAUUACAUGUUGUAUUACAUCUUUAGUGCUGGGGACUGAUGGUUACUCUCUAUUUUUUGAUGUACUGAGUAUGUCAUGUAGGCAUACGAAUUGCAAAUUGUAUGAUGUACACAGUACAUCACAUAGGCGGUGAAGGUUUUAACAUACAAAGUCAGAAAAAGCUUCCAUGAUGGUGUCAAUGUGCUGUUGUAGAGGGUUGACUGUAUGUGAUCUUCUUCCUACAAGAGGCUCUUUUGGGAACAAGUGUUAAUCAUUGACCUCUUUUGCUUUUCAACAGAAAGCCAUUCUCAAAAACACAGAGAAGCUUGUAGAGUUGUGCGUGACAAAACUUUCACAGGAUUGGUUUCCUUUGCUUGACCUUCUUUCUUUGGUGUUUAAUCCGAUGUCCAGGUAGAAAUUCUGCUUGUGUAAUAGUUACAUUGUUUCAAUAUUUUUUAUCUACAGCAUCACUGACAUUAAUUCUUCAAGCCCCAAGAGUGAUCGUCAUCAAAUUUCUCCUUGUGAUAUCAAUGCUUUACAAAACACAUUGGUGAUGAGAAUUAAGGACGUGAUGAAACAAGAUGAAUCUAAUAAUGAUACUUCAACAAAUUCUCCCCACUACUUCUUAGGAAACAUAUAGGGACAUCAAAUGAGAAUCUGAAUUUUGAUUUUGGGUUAAGAAUGAUGCCAAUGGACCAUGAUUAUUGGGUCCUUGAUCAAUCACACUUUUGGAUUAUCUGGACUUUUUUGUCGAGUCCACUUAAAAAGUUACUUAAAGUUAUUUCAUCUUGUUCAAUUCGUCAAAUGUUGACAAUUUUUUCUGGAGUUGAAUUUUAAAGGACUGUAUCAAUGUUCAGGAAAAGAAAAGGAAAGUCAUGGUUUUGUGUUCAUGUCCUCCACAAAACAUGAAACUAGGCAUUUUCAUACAUGUCGUAGUGCAAUGAUGGCAAAGAAAUGUCCAAAAAAAGCAUGAUGCACUUGCAAAGUUGUUGGUUUGCCAGUCUUAACCUAUUGCUUUUUUGACGUUCUCAUUGACGUUGCCGUCAUUAUUGCUUAAGUCUACUUUCUCUCACCAAAAAUAUGUGGGAAGCAGACUCUGGUGGUAGGGAAGAGAUGUACAUGUAGAAAUAGGCUUAAUGCAUUGACACUUAAAUUAAGAAGGGAUGAAGAAUGGAGGGUUAUCAACUCGUAAUUUUGUGAUUGUACUUUUCAGGUUUAAUAUCUAUAAUGGUGCAAGACCGUCAGAGACAGUUCCUGCAGGAACACAGGUGAUUCUUUACUCAAAAUUUUAUGCUUUAUUUCAGUAUGUUGUAGGAAGCAUGCAUGAUAACUGGAAAAAUAACUUCCAUUUUCCCCCCUAGGUGGCUGAGAGCUCAGUAUAUGCAAAACCUCCGGAUGCUAGAUCACCAAAAGUAAGCUUUGAUUAUUGUGUUUACCCUUGCACCCUCCAAAGUGAAGGAACUCAACAUCUGUGGAAAAUUCUAAAUACAGUUGAACCUUCUGUAAGCAACCACCCAAAAUGCAAAGAUUUAGUGGUUGCUUAUGUGAGGUUGCUGCUGACGAGAAUGGACGGACAAGUGGUCUCUUCCAAGAAUGGGUCCUGACACAUUUACUUUUUGGAAGAGAAUUAUUUUAUUACAUGCAAUUUCUAAGUUAUGAAAUUUAUGUUUAUAAUUUAUAAGUUAUGUUAUAUAUGAGUAGUUCAAAUAUGUUGUCACUGAAUGUUCUUUUUAUACUCUGAGUGGCGUAGUAUGAACAUACACCAUGGGAUUAAUGGUUUCUUACAAGAGGUUAAAAGCAGUGAAAACCAUUUGCCCAAACAGUGACCCCAGUCCUGUUUGUGAAGUGGUUAAUUAUCAGAGGUUCUAUUGUACAUCUUUGACUGGGAAAAUUUUGAUGUUGUGGAUAAGUGGUUGCUUGUAGGGGGUUGUUGCACAUGGAGGUUGAACUGUAUGUAAUGUACCAAAAAGACAUGGUCAAUGCAAACAUACCAGUGGAAAGGUUUAAUUUAGGGUGAUGAAAUAGAGUGUUGUCCAGUAACACGAAAGGUAGAUGUGUGUUACAUCUACAUGCCCCAUGAUAAAUAGCUGACUCUGAGAUGGUAGGUGUUCACUACAUUUUCCUUCUCCACAAAUUUGUGCUUUCUUUCAGAGGGUUUGGCCAAUUAAGGUAUAUUUUCACUGUCUUGGAAGUAAAACUUUGACCCUGUGUUUACAUGUAUUUUAUUAACAAGCUGUGUGCUGAAAACAAAAAAAAAACAACAAUAUUAUGCACUAAAACAUUGUGCUGGAAAUAACUGCACAGGUGUCAUUUGCCAUUUUUUUGGCUCAUGAUUAGCUGUAUGCAAUUCAAUGAGUGGAUGCUGAUUGUCGUAUUAAAACAAAGGUGAAUUAGUGUGCUUGACAUGCGCGCGGAAGAAAGGCUUAAAAAAGCUCCAAGAAUGUCAGCUUAAAAGUUAGCAUGAGGCUGAAAUGUAUGUAAUAUUGGAGUUCUGUGCUGAAAUGACAUUACAGUGAUACCCUGCUUUAUGGUCACCUCAUUAUUAUAGACUGGGCGCUUUCCAUUCAGCCCAAAACUUCCGGAAUUUCGGUUAGAAAUAAAAAUGGAACAGACCAUUUUGGUUUGGUCCGACCAGCAUAUUUGGGACCACCUUCGAAGGUGGUCCACUUUUACUGGUCCAGUUAUCUUGGUCGGUCGGACUGAAAUGUCCCUUAUCAUUUGACAUAAUUGUUGUCUCCAGUAGCACUCUUUUGCAUCCUGCUUACGAGAACAAUAACUAAAUGUGCCUUGGCUUGGGUUGGGUUUGUUCAGCUGGAAUGUUUUGCCCCAUUGAGCAAGUUAAAUUUGUGAAAUUUCAAUCUGGAAUGUUUAGUGAAUGGCAAGCGCCCACUAUUUGUUUUGUCCCUGAGUAAAGAAAGCCCUCACAUUUUCUCUAAAUUCAACCCACUUACAGACAGCCCAUUAAAAUGGACUCUUUCUACGGCCCCCUCAGUGUUCUUAUUAAUGGUGUUUGACUGUACUAGUGGCACUGAUGAGCAAGUAGCAGAGCUGAAAGUAUGCUUUGAGUUACAUGUAUGAGUGUUUCUGAAUUUUUACAGGGAUGGCUGGUGGAUCUAGUGAACAGGUUUGGUAAUCUUGGAGGCUUCAGUAUUUUACAGGAGCGGAUAUGUAGUGGAGAAAGUCUCAGUGUUCCACUCUUAGCAGCUCUGCUAAGGUUAGUAAUAGUUACACUUCACUCACAGUCUGUGGUUCAUGUAUGUACUUGUUUAACUCUCUUUUGAAGACAAACAUUGUUAUGGGAGUAAUACAGACAUGUAGGUACCAAGUUUCCUUGUUCCAUUUCAUAGAGAGUUUACUCUGCUUUUCAAAAUCACGCUAAUUCGGAAGUUCAAAAGCCAACAGACUUUUGCGUGUUUUGAUGCCGUCAAUCGUCUUAGCGGAACUCGUAGGAAACAGUAGUUUUCUUCGACGGGUUCAAAAGGUCAUGGUUUGUGAUUUGUGAUUGGCUUAUCUUGAUCUGUUUUGUGUGUCUCCAUGUCUCAAGUUGCACUGCUUUGUGAUCGUAAUUACAAUUGACGGCAGCAAAAAAUGCAGUUGUGAAAGGCGGCUUUUGAACUUCAGAAUUCGCAUGUUUUUGAAUAGUGCAGUAAGGAAAUGAAUGCAAAAUAGCGGGGACCAACUGUACACUGUAGGUGUCUGUCCAGUAGAAGUGUGUGUUUAGGGAAAGUUGGCUGUAGUGAGUAAAGGCGGCAGUGACUGAUGUUUUGACAACCUGUGGUAGUCAUUUUGAGAGUUUUAAGUCGCUGCAGACAGGUUAUUGACUUAAUUGACAGACUACCAAUAAAAAUUAAUGUUGACUUGAGUGUCCAAUAAGGUGAAUUAUACUACUACAUCAGAAAUUUCUGCAAUUUAAUUGGCUCAGAGCAGUGGUAUUUCAGCUUAAUUGGAAAUACCUACUUGUGAAAGUUACAAACCUUUUGUGGGUAGUCGUAUAAACAAAUAAUAGCAUGAUUUGUACGUGAUAUUUGGCGUAAAUACCACUAGUGAUAUUUCAAAAUUGUCUCAAAUUUCACUCACCUAAUCGUUCGUGAAAUGACGCAUAACAAUUUUGAAACAUCGCUCGUGGUAUUUAUGCCAAAUAUCACUACAAAUCAUGCUAUUACCUAUACUAACUGGAGUUUAAUUAAUACCCAUAUAAAAUUGAACCUCAACAUACCUUUACAUGUUCAUGUUUUUCUCGUUUAUCCCGUUGACAAUUAUUGCUAUUAGCUUUUUUGGAUGUUUUGAGGUUUUGUUUGUGUUGUUUGAGAUGUGAUUUAUGUUUGAAUAAUAAACAUGAUUUGUAUUUCAGACCUUUUGGAUCAUGUGCUGAAGUUCUUACACCUGGAACUGUUGAAAAAUACUUUUUACCCGUAAUAGUAAGUUGCUUUUGUUUCGGUUUCAUUAUAUUUUAUUUAUGAGAAAUUAUACAAGAUACAAAAAGUGAUGGGUUACAGAAACACACACAGACAAGGAACUCUACAUUGAUGGGAAAAGUUUGUUGUAUGGGAAAGGACUCAAAUUUAAAUUUAUGAAAAUGGAUUAAAAAUAAAAUUUACAUUGUAGGGGUAAGAUUUUCCAGCAAGUGUACUUUUGUCAAAUUUGUACUGAAAUGUUCUUUCUUACUUGUUUUUCAGGAUUUUGUACCUAAAUUUCUUGAAAGUUUAACUGAUGAUGAACUAAAAAAAGAGGCUAAAAAUGAAGUUAAGAAUGAUGCCCUUUCAUCAAUAAUCAAGGUAAAAAGUUUUAGAUGUUAUUGUAAUUGUCACUUUUUCAUAAGUCAUGCUUUUUGUAAUAUUGCUAUUACAAAUGAUUUGCUUGUGUCUAAGAGGACUAAAGCAAAGCAGGAUGUUUUAGCCAGGAUAUUGUCAUUGGUUGUCAGCAAGGGAUCCCUGCGCCCAAGGAAUUGAAUUAUAGAGGGCAAAUGAUUUCCAAAUUUGCUUUUAAAAAAACUCUUUAAGACAGCAGUUCUUAAACUGAGAUGUUGAAAAAAAACUCACUUUUUCUUGGAUAGCUUGAGAAAACAGUCAACAUUUCAUGAAUACCACCACCACUAGUUUCCCCACAAAAUGACUACUGAGGAAUGAGCGCAGAAAUUCCAUGACGUUUCUAUGAUUUGAAUGUGGGUAGUGCUUCUGAUUGGUUGAAAAUUUGCUUCAUCCAAUCAGAAGCACCACCUAGAGCUGGGUAGUGAGAUGUCAUCAGUAUGGAAUUUCUGUGAUCGUUCCUCAUACUUGAUAACUGAGGGAAACCUGUGAUGGCAUCACGAAAUGUCAGCUGUUUUCUCACCCCGUGGCUCUAACAUGAAGAAGAUUAGCAGGCUUUUUGUGAAGAAAAAAAAGGUGGGUACCCACAUUACACCUAGACGUUAAUGAAGCUAAAAACCCUGAAGCCAUUGUACUGCAGGUUGUGUCUAAACAUUUAGAUCUACAGUGAAGUGCAUUUUCAACUACAUCUCUGUCUACAUUUUUAAGUUUAUACUCAGGUCACUGUGAAAAAUGUAAACCACUACAGUUAUAGCGCUAACUGCUGGGUGUCGUUUUAGGCUCUUAAAAGUCUUGCAUCAAGACUAACAUCCCGUGAAGACAUUGGCAAACAGCUGGAAACAUUCAAGUUAAAAAUGAUUCUCAGGUUGGUAGAGAAGCACCCUCAUUUGUCAGGUUGAUAGCUUUUGUGAAUAGUUUCUUAAUAGCUUUCUUUUUCCUUAGAUUACUUCAAAUUUCUUCUUUUAAUGGAAAGAUGAAUGCUUUAAAUGAGGUAAGAGUUGGAAUCUUGUAGAAACUAAUUUAUAAAUAUAUACCUCCUUUCAUUUAACAUUUUUGCUGGUUUAAAUAACAACCUGCUUUGAAUGAUCCUCAGAAAUGUAAUAAAAGUGUCAACUAAGCAAUAUUAGCAACAGAAUGGGAAUGUCAGUUGACAACGGGAAAGCGUGCAGAAAGGACUAAAUGCAACUUCUGGUGCCCAAUUUUCUGCUCUUCUAUUGGUCAAGCCAGUUGCGUGUUUUGUGUAAGCUGUCAACAAGUGAUGUUCCUGUUCUGUUGUUAAAUUAGCCUAUUUUUGAUGGGGUACAUGUAUAACGCACGUGGAAAGGCUGAGGGGAAUAAAACGAAAGAAAAAUGUAUAAUAUUAUUCAUUCUUGAAUGUCAAUAUUAUUGUGAUUUCAUUUGUUUAAUCAGUAUACCCCCCAGCCUUGGAGCCUAGUGUGAAAUUAAAAGAGUUUGAAAUUGGCCUUUGACUUCUUAUGAACUGCUUGAUGCUUUGUAUUUUGCUUGCAAAACAUUCAGAUCAGAAGUUAUAUUUAGUCUCUUUUUCAUGCCAGAGCUUUCUUUAAGGGCUGUAACCCGUAACACCUGUUAUAGUUGAGCACACUUGAUGUUAUGGGUGAUCAAAGUGGAAAGCUGAAGGUGGUAUUAUAAAUUUUUGUGCGAUGUUACAGGUGAAUCUCCAUUUGCUAUGGCUGCUUAAAUACUUAAUGACAGCCCUGCAUGCAUCCCUUAAAUUCUAGUGAAACAUUUUGCUAAGGUUAGGGCUCAAAAAAUACUUGAAUUCCAGCUUGUCUUUUGGGCAAGCAGCUCUCACAUUUUGCUUCCUUGGGCAACAACUUGUUCUUCUUAGUUACUAAUUUAUUUGGAGGAUGAAUCGCCUGCACCCUUCCCCUCUAAACAACUGAGUUUUAAAAGUUGCUUGCCCAGCAAGAAAAUCUAUUCAUGCUGGACUACUAGUUAGGACUUUUCUUGAGCCCUGUAAGGAUAGUUAACUUGUCAGGUAGGAUUCAUUGUUGUUGAUGUUAAUGUUGUUGUUGAUGUUUGGCAGAUAAACAAAGUUAUCACAGGUGUAUCAUAUUUCACUCAUCGUCACACUGUUACCGAGGAGGAGGAAUGGCUGACUGCAGAAAGAAUGGCUGUAAGUAAAACUAGGUUUACUGCUAAAUCCAUUUUCAACAGGAAAGUAAGAGUUAGCUUCUACAUGUAUAUGCUAAUGAUUUUGCGGUACAUGUACAUAGAUAUGUGUGAAAGCAGAUGCAUAAAAUAUGAUGGUCAUGUAAAUACGGGUGUAUGUCUGCUCAAAUGCAUCUUUGUGCGUUUUUGAUCAGACACAAGCCAUACACGUAGUUUUGGGUCUAUUACAUGCAUUAGAAUAAUAUUUUGUUGUGCUUAUCUCUGAUCCGCACUGUAUAUCAAAAGUAUCAAACAUAAAUCAACUGUUUAAGAUAGUAGUUGCUUAGUCAUCUUCACAUUUCUUGUCACAAUUAGUUUGUCAUGAUCUCAUUACAAUACUUGUUUUGUUUAUGAAUCAGUAAUGUUUGCUUUGCUUUGCAGGAUUGGAUACAGAAAAAUGGUGUCCUUUCCAUUGUAUUAAAAGAUAAUCUUCAUCAACCUCAGGUAAAAUGUCGAGUUUGCAAAAACUUAAUAUUCUGAAAUACAUGUAAUGGUGCUUUGUAAGAUUCAGUUGUAAGCCUCUAGUCUUGCCCAUUAGCCAAGCUUAUUUUAUUAUUUUCCUUUCUCCCUGAGUUUAUAGUUGCUACAUGUCUGGGGGUAUUACUCCUUAAAAUUAGUUUCAUCAUGGCUGGUUAAAGUUUGCUUGGUUAUGUAGCAGAUUUUAGAGUGGUAAGCCAGGUUUAAUGUUCCACUGGACCAGCGCUCAGGGUUUCCACCGGUUAUGCCCUAGUCCAUACUACAGUCAAAUCUCCAUACCGAUCUCUAUACAUUCCCUUGAAAAAUUAGUUGAGAGAAUUUGUUAAAAAAUCAACAGUAGUUUAGUUUACUUGAUUCUGUGGGACAUAAAAGAACCACUAAAGGUACAAUGAAUCUGUGGCAGUUAUCACCCCUAGCAUGCUGUCCUUUGUCUUGAGUAGGUUACUGGGAGAGAUCUUUAUAAUGAUCUCUUGAUGCUUCUUCAAGAGCCAUGGUGGCUGCUUGUCAACAGACAGAGUAUAAGGUUAUCUUUUAUUCUCUUUGCAGUAUGUUGAAAAACUAGAAAAAAUUCUUCGUUUUGUUAUAAAAGAAAAAGCAUUGUCCUUGGAUGACUUAGACAACAUCUGGGCUGCUCAGGUUUGUGCAUUUUAUUUUAUUUUUUUGACUUCCUUUCACUCAUUAACAAGCUGCGCUUUUAAAUUUUUCCACAAUAUGAGGAAUAAUUCUUCUAAAGUAGUUGUCCACCAUAUUUUUAAUGCUUAUUUCUAGGCUGGUAAGCAUGAUGCCAUUGUAAAGAAUAUUCAUGAUCUGUUGGCAAAGUUAGCUUGGGACUUCUCUGCAGAUCAACUUGAUCACCUUUUUUCCUGCUUCCAGGUAAACUACAGUAAACAGGCUUUAGAGUUGUUUAUUUCAAAUUGUUUAAGAUCAACAUUUAGUAGAAAUGUUUGUUUUCGAAUUAAUUUGUGUGAGGAACAACCCAUUCUUUCUACUCUUCCCUAUUCACAGUCCUAAACUGAGAUUGUUAUCCAGAAACUCAGUACAUUAGGUAACAUUUAGACCCACCUUAUACAGCUUAUACAACCUGUCAGAUUCUUUUUGAUAAGAUAGGGUAAAAAGUGAUGGAUGUACUUGUGGGAGAAGAGGUGGAAUGUGGGGAUUAGGUGGACCUCUUUGCUCAUCCCACCAAGAUCUGCUAAGUUUGAUUUAUACGUGGAUGAAGUGUAUAAAGUGCCUGCAGCGUUAGUGUGCCUGUUAGCUACAUACAUAAUAUAUCAAGGAUCAGCAUGCAAAGAAAGCCUUGUCCGAUAGCCCCAGGCUAGUGGAUUUUGCCAUUGGGAGAGUGAUUUUUGUUCUUAACUUGCGCAACAGGCAAGUGCUGUUUUCUGGGGGAAUUCAAAUUACGGAAGGAUUGUAAUCAAUCCUACCAAUCAAAAAGGGUUUUGGGCUAGUUGAAAUGACUUGUGGGCUAGUACAUGCUAACUACAGCUUGCCUGAAAGUUAGGCUGUAAAACUGACUUUCUUUGCACCCUGAGGAUGAUAAAUCUUAGGGUAAGGAAAGGAAAGUACGACCCAUUAAAAGGUUUCUACAGACAAAUUAGACAUAGAUCACACCAUUAUGGUUUCCUUCCCAAGCACAAAGGUUACUGAGUAUUAUCUCAAGCAUCCAUAAUUGGCCUUGGGGUGAUAGGAUUUCAAGUGAUGUCUUUACACUUCCUUGCUUUAAUUGUUUAUUUUGAGAAUUUUAAAUUGUGGUGUUACAGUGUGUUGAAAUGGUUUUUUCAUAUAAUUCACAGGAAAGUUGGACAAAUGCCAGUAAAAAGCAGAGAGAGAAAUUGCUGGAGUUAAUACGACGGCUGGCUGAGGAUGAUAAAGAAGGUGUAAUGGCUCAUAAGGUAGAAUGUAAACAAAAACUAAAAGUAAAUAAUGAAGGUAAAAAGGCUAUUAGGGCUGGGCAAGUAGUUAAACUGUAUACAACUAUUGUUAAGAAUUCCAAUAAGUUGGAGGCUAACCAGUUGGCUGUUUACAGGCUUGGUUGAGGACAUGAACUCAAGACUUCUGAGGACAAAUCUAGCUAGCAGUUAGUGGGGUUCUCAAAAGAAGCCAGCACCGUACCUGGCGAUUGAUCACCACCUUCUUUAAUAUUUGUUGCCUCUUACUUUGCAUUCUAUUGGCUGCUUUUCCCUCUCUAGUUUACAACCCCUCCGUUUGUCACAGCUGCCUACUUAAGGUUGGGCAGACGCCUACUUCAAAUCCUAUUGAGAACCCUGAAUUAGAGUGGGGCUUGAACUUGGAGUCCUUUGGAUCACAAGAACUGCACUCUGACCACUUUGCCACACUUCCUCCUUGGAAUUAACAUCAGUCUUCCAUAUACUGAUCGUCUCUUGGAUUUCAUUUUCAGGUGCUUGGCUUACUGUGGAACUUAGCUCACAGUGAAGAUGUACCAACUGAUAUCAUGGACUUGGCACUUAGUGCUCACAUUAAAAUUUUAGACUACAGCUGUUCACAGGUAUGCCAUCAUCCAAGAUGGGGCUUUACUAUAACACGGGACAGGGAUGCUUGACAUACCGUUUAGGGUUAAAAAUGCUUGGAUUGCUUUCCUUUGUGUUUCAAAAUGUAAAAUGACUGCUGCGAGAGUUGUCAAAGUACACAUAGGCUAUUGUAGCCAUCACCAUUGUUUUAUUGUCAAUGUCAAAACAUUAUGUUGGUGAUAUUGAAUCAGAGCCACGCCCACUAAAAAGAAUUCUAGUAACUUUUACCGGUGUUAUGGAAGCCUUGCGACUACUACCCACAUCAUUUUAUAGGGAUUGCCCUUCUGUGCACCAGCAGUGUCACAUCUCUCUCUGUAAUUUUUCUCACAGCACCCUGACUUGAGAUGAUGUUUACUUAAAAGGACACUGUCUGAGGUUUCAUUUAUUUCUUUCUGCUUUCACAGGAUCGUGACUCUCAAAAAACGGAAUGGAUCGAUCGCUGCAUAGAAGAGCUUCGUAGUGACACUUGGGUCUUACCAGCUCUUAAGCAAAUCAAAGAAAUUUGUUCCCUAUUUUAUGAGGUAUGGCUGCAAUCAUUAUAUGAUUUGCAAAGCAAUUAACCAGCUGAUACAAUGUAUGUGCGUUCAUCAGCCUUUCAUGUCGAAAUUGAUUCCUGCUGAAAUUUGGAUUUGUUUGCAACUUGAAAUUACAUCUGCCUACUGGCCGGCAUGGUGAUCCUAGAAUCCUGCACAUAACACUGGUCAGCAAUUACUGGCAUAUCAUUAAUUGCUGUAAAACUCAGGAAACCAAAACCACUAGAAAUGUUUCUGUAAUGUUAUUGUGUUGCAAGGAAAAAGCUAAUCAGACAGGUGAACUAAAAGACAGGUAACAAGGUUAAUGAGUUCUUGGGUAUGGGGUUUGCUUGCAUGUGCUUAUCCUUGCUCUGAUCCAUCAGAACACAGUGAACAUUACUAAAUAUUUGAUGUGUUUAUGUUAAUCUUAGUGUCAUGAAAGAUGCCGUUCAUUGUGGAUAAUGUGUAUAAAGGGUUUCUUUUAUCAUUUGUCUCAUGAUUGUCACUUAGAUAUUGAUCCUAACAUUUUUGCCAUGUACUGCAGGUCUUCAUUAGGCGAUAGUGUCGAUUUACUAAGUAGGACCAGUUGUACUGCCAUGGUUGUUGGUGAUUGGUGUAUCAUCCUAAAGCGUGGAUGCCUGUGAUCAGACAACUUAGCAGCCGAUCGCUACCACAGUAGACCCCUGAGGGAACAGUUUUCUCCUCUAAUAAUGCCAACAAUGCUCUUGAUCGAAACUCACCAACCAUGAGGGAGGUUCGUGAUACAUCAAUCACCAACAACCAUGGUGGUACAAAUAGUCCUACUCAGUAAAUCAACACUAUCACCUUAUAAAGGCCUGCAGUACGUGGUCGAAAUGUCGCGAUCAAUAUCUAAGUGCGAAUUUUAAGACAAAUGAUAAAUGAAACUCUUAAUACAUGUUUAUCUUAGUUUGACAGUAAGGACUGAGAAACCAACAAUGAGGAGGUCUGAGGAUGGUUGGCACCUUCCUUAAGACUCUUUCUGCCUAAUGGCCAAAGACAAAAUUCAGAAGAAAAAAUCAAAUUUCUUUUUGUAAAAUCCUUAGGAGUAGACAUUACUUUGGAAAAGUUCUGCUAAAGAGGUUUCAUUUGAAUUGUAACACCUCAAAAUUUCAGGUGUUCAUGUUCAUUAGUUCAUGUACCUUUCAGGAUUGUUGCGUGCCCUUUCUCCAACAACCUUUCUCGAAAUAGCUGUAUGUUCUGGUUAAUUUUUUAUCUCAGGUAAUUUUUAUUUUUCCGUUGGUUUAACUUCAUUAACAUACCCAAAAACAUAAGAAAAACAAAAAUUACCAGAGAUAAAAAGUUAAUUAUAUGGGGGAAGAUCAUUGCAGUUAUAUUCGCAACUUUUGCUGUUGCGAACAGAAAGCCUGAAAAAAAUUCAGUCUUGUACAGGAUUUGAACAUACACCAUUUACAACAUAUACACCAUCAUUUCAUAUGAAUUCAGGCAGUACAGAGAGCUAACUAACAAAUGUUUUAACUUCCUUUUUAGGCUCCCCAAAAUUACUCUCAUACUCAACGUAACCCUCACGUGUACUACCGACAUGAGGUUAUAAACCAGUUACAGCAGACCCAUUCCUUGGUUACAAUAGUAGCUGACAAUCUGGCAAGCUACAUGAAAAAAGUGUACUCCCUGCUUGAAAGUAAGAAAUAACAAAUAGUAGUAGCAACUGCAUGUACAAGAACUGUGUGCUUUUGUCAGGAUUGUAGUGAAGAUUUUCCCAUGUCUAUUUACAUGUAAAUGGUUUCUCUCUGUAUUGAUCUACCGUUGCUUUGACCAUGGUUAAAGCUCAAUUGAAAUUUGAAGGCUAGUUAUGCUAAGGCACAGUGUAGCAAAAAAGGAGGGCAACAAGCUAUGUGGCAACUAAAAGGUCUCCAUGGCAACCUGGCCAAAGCCCACCUCAAGGAACCUGCUAACACAGUAAGAGCCAUGUUGCACAAAAAUGCUUACCGCCUUCUUACAUUACCAUCAAUCACAGUCAUAAUUCUUUAAAACACUAAUAUGAAACCUAAGAGACUUGACUGUCUUGUACAGGGACACGUAUGGCUUACAUCCCUUUUUUCAAUGUUGAAGUGAUGGGUUUGUUUGGCCACAUACCGUGUGAAAACCAACAUUGAAGGGGAAGGAGCAGAAAAAUCAACAAGCAUUUCAACAAUUAUGAAUAGGAUUGAGGGUGGGAGGGCAAUGUCCUCAAUCUAAGAAAAGCUGGCAAAAACAAGGGCACAUCAAAGCGUCGCUGAAAAGCCCCACAUAUUGCAGAACAGAAGCCGCUGAUACUUCCUAGAAGUAAAAUAAAUGGAAUCUGGGUAAUUUUGUGGCUUAUUUUUAGGUAAACCCAAUGUGGAUCCUAGUGAAAUUCAAAUUGAUGGAAGAUAUAACCAUUCCUUUCAAGUCCAGGAAAGACUCAACUUCCUCAGGUAAAUUUUUUAUUCCGGAAGUGGACUGUAAAUUGUGCCCAUGGCAAGUCUUAAUUUCAAGCUCCCAUUCAUGAAGGUACAGUCAAACCUUGCUUUACAGAUGGCACCCACUUAAUAUGGACACCUCAAUAUUACGGACAGUUUGCUUUGUCCCUAUGAAAAGGAAGCCCUUACAUUUUUUCUAAAUUCAACCCACUUAAUACAGACAGUUUCUAUGGUCCCUUCAGUUUCCGUAUUAACGGGGUUUGAUUGUGCUGUGAAUUGGUGAAAAUUUUUACCCACUGAAGGUACAGUCAAACCUUGCUUUACAUAUGGCACCCACUUAUAAUGGACAACUCAUUAUUACGGACAGUUUGCUUUGUCCCUGGGAAAAAAAGCCCUUACGUUUUCUCUAAAUCCAACCCACUUAAUACAGACACUUUCUAUGGUCCCUUCAGUUUCCGUAUUAACGGGGUUUGUUUGUGCUGUGAAUUGGUGAAAAUUUUUACCCACUGAAUGUAGACUGCAAAACGGUCGGUUUUUUUUCUCAAAAUCAGUAAAGAAAUCGGUAUAGCGUGGCGUAAGAGUCUUGUGUGUGAGGCGAGAGAAUUUUUAGCGUCUCUCCCCAUUCUCACUCUCUGUUUUCAGCCUUGUUCCAGACCUUUUGUUUGACUGCUCACACGUACUUGAAUACACAAAAAUAUGGGCUGUUUUGCAGUCUACACUGAAUGCAACAAUUCUAAAAAAAGAGUUGCCCUAGCAACCCUCCAAGUUGCAACCAUUUUGGUCGCCAUGGCACCUAAAAUUUUGGAGCUGGCAACUUGAUUUGUAAAAAGGUCUCCCUAAACCAAAAGAGUUGGUUGCCAAAUGGUGACCAAGCCAAAACUUUAACUUGGAGGGUUGCUUAGGCAUGAUUUUAAUGCAGAAGAGUGUUGUGUGAUGUCCCCAAUUUCCAAAAAGACCAUAGAUGGAUUCUUGAACCUACCUGUUUUCAUGGUAUGAAAUUGUAACAAAGUCAGCAUAAUUAAAGAAAGACAAUUUGUAUAAGAGUGUGGCUUUCUUCUUGAACUCCCAAGUUGUUGAUUUAGAAAUAUUUUUUUAUAUAGGAAACUGACUAAGUAAGUUGGAGUGUAUAAUGCUGAAGCAUUGCUGUAAUUUCUUUCGACAGAUUUCUUUUAAAAGAUGGACAGUUAUGGCUCUGUGAACCACAGGCCAAACUGGUAAAUUAUGGAAAUCAUUGUAUAUUAAAAUAAUUAUAAGUUACAAUGGUUUUUAUUCAUUUAGUGAAAUCAAUAAUUAUACUUUGUAGUUACUGAUAGAAAUUGUAGCUUAAAAUUGAAUUCAGGUUUAAGUAGUUUUUACCUGGAGCACUUACCAUUUGUAUGGAAAAUGCAGAAAUUGUGGGGAGAAUUCAAAUGGAAUGGUUCAUCCCAGUGGAAAUUUUCCAGAAAAAAGUAAUACCCUUUUCCUGUUUUUACCGAAAUGACCGAAAUUUUCCCUGUGCCAUUUGUUUGGAUUACUAGCGCCAGGCUUCAUCUUGAGAGAAAGCAAAAACUUUACCUGUAUUUUGUAAAUGGUACAGCUUAAUCCCGUUCCUGUUUUCGGUGCCAAAGAAAAUACCAGUACCAUUUGAUGGAAAUUUUUCACCAAAAUUUCUGUACAAAUGUUAAGCGCUCCUAGUUUGAUUUUUCCUUACCUUUGUCUUUCUCCGUGAGCUUUUCCCUUGACACUGUUACUCAUAGUCAUAGUGGUAUAAAAUUAUUUGAAAAUCAAACAGCCUUUAAUGUAGGUUGAAACAAUUUUAACAUGAAUUUUAUUUUGAAUUACAACAUCUAUAUUGUUGUUUGAUUUAAUAUUUACCAUCAAUUUUAUUUAAUGUGAACUAGAAUAUAAUUUGAGGGAUAUUAUUAAUUUUGUGGAGUUGCAUGUUGACAAUCAGACAAUCUUUUCUCUUUUUGCCCCUACAUAACUCCCCAACUUGAUUCAAUAUUCAAUAGCUAGACAGUAAUGCAUAAUAUUAUUACAGAAAACACUGGUUUCACCAUCUUUUCGGCUAACAGUUAAAAAUCAUGAUGGACCAAUCAAUCACUCAGAGCCAACACAACUGAUUAUCUGGUUUUGUGUGAAUUCUAGAUCUGGCAGUGCCUUGCGGAAAAAGCUGUGCUACCAUCAGACAGAGAGUGCUGCUUCAAGUGGUUUUCAAAGGUAAAACAAUCUACUCUCUGAAGUCAAACAUCCCUGUCACACUGUAACUGUCAGAUGCAGAUGCCACCUUGCUAUGGUCGUAUGCUGUGGUUCAAAUUUACACUUGAACCUCUGUAUGGGUAUUUCUGACAAAAUUGAAGUUGCAGCCGUUGCUACUGAUAAAGCGAAGAUCUUAGAGAUUUAUGGAACGAUCACAUUGUCAUUCCAAUGAAAUGACACUUUAAGUCCAUGUUAGUCAUAAAAUGACGGCAAAGAAAUCGGCCAGAAAGUGUGCUGCCAAUUCAGAGUUUUUGUUUUGCUUAUUAACCAACUGCCUCGCUUAAGUGGAAGGUGGGUGCCUGGGAUACCCAGGGGCUUCCACUGUGGCCAGCCAGCCCCUAGAUAGAAAAACUGCCCCCAUGGCUGGCAAAUCCCCGCAACCCAGCCAUGAGCCCCCAUUCCAGGCACCCGUCACACUGAUCAAACAGUGGAAGGAAGAAAAAUAGGGAUGGGAGGGGGGGAAGACGCUAAAUGAACUGCUCCACAGACCACUGCACAAACGCUCGAUGAACAACUCGCAGAUCCUAGCCAUGUACAAAGCUACCACACACCAUGUGAGCCUGCACUUAUGGGAUUGACCGCUGGAUGCCCGCUACGCUCGUGGGCCGCUUGACCGCUAAGCUUGUAGACCGCUUGACCGCUAAGCUUGUGGACCGCUAGACCGCUUAACUUGUGGACCGCUCAACUGCUAAGCUUGUGAACCGCUUGACCGCUAUGCUUGUGAAUUGCUUGACCGCUACGCUUGUGAACCGCUUGACCGCUAAGCUCGUGGUGGUUAACUUAGUUAAAUUACAUUUAACCAAAUUUAACCAACUGCCUCGCUUAAGUGGAAGGUGGGUGCCUGGGAUACCCAGGGGCUUCCACUGUGGCCAGCCAGCCCCUAGAUAGAAAAACUGCCCCCAUGGCUGGCAAAUCCCCGCAACCCAGCCAUGAGCCCCAUUCCAAGCCGAAGGGACUCUCCGAGCUGACGCAGCCAGAUCGGAGAGGGAAAAAGAGGGGCUCAGGGCUGGGGAAGCCCUGGCCCCGAACUACCCAAGUCCCGAGGCACCCUACAAGGACAACUAGGAAAAGAGAAAGAUACGCAAGAAAAUACCUGUCAAGUGAGAAGGCUUGCUACCCCCACGAUAGUACUAACGGGAGUGUGAAUAUAGAUCUGAUACGCAUCGCUGGACCAUCUGCCAAGUGUCUUGAUGAGGUGAUCUGGUAAGCCACGAGAGGCUGCUGAAGUAGCAGCGCCAAUGCGGAAGCUAUGACCGGUGUAGCAACCAGGGACCCCAGCAGCGGAGAAGAUAGAUUGAAUACUGGAUGUCAGCCAUUGGCGAUGUAGAGGGUGCCAUCAGAGAGAAGGAAGAGUGGGCCAGGAGUUGAGCCACGGACGUGUAGAUACUGGGUAAGGGCGCGCACAGGGCAGAGAUCACGUUUACCAGCACCAAUGUAAAUAUGGCAACCUUGGCGAAAGGGGUCCGUCUUAGAGCACUUAAUAUGAAUCCUGAAGCUGCUAGGAUUGACUAGGGAAUCUGCUUGGACAUCACUGACAGCAAGGUGGAUGUCAGGAUUGAAGGGAGAGUUGACAGUAAACUCACCAGCACGUAAGAAACCAAAAAACCCGAGACAGCAGGCAGCCCAAAGCAUUGUAUGGUUGUAGUCAGAGAAGUUCAAGGACUGGAAGAUAAUGUGCAUCAGCUCGAUUGUGAUGGGUUGGCGCUGACGCUUAUUUGAGCCUUGGUGACGUUUGAUGCCCCGCAACACCCGCUGUAACCGAAGGCAACCAACCAGCGGAGAAGGAUGACCCUCCUCAAUGUGAAGGGACCGAAUUGCUGAAAGGUAAACCUUUAUGGAUGAAUGGUGAAGAGUAUCAGCAAGAUGACAGCAGAAACGGAUGAGCACGUCUUCACUGGCUGGAAGAGCUGAUCCCGAAGGAGACAGGCUAUUGUCCUGAGCACAGAAAUCCAAGAAGCGGCGUUGGGCAGAAGCAUAGACUUUCCUAGUGGAGGGGGCAAGACCCUGAGUCAAAUAGAAGUGGUAUUUAUCUGACAGCGAAGAUCCAAGUCCGAGAGGAGCUGCUGCGGAAUCUGGGUUGGAAUGGAGUCUGCAAGAGGAGCUAGCCGGCGAAAACGCUGAAACUGAAAGCGAGACAGGGAGUCAGCAAUGGGGUUAGACUUCCCUCUAACUGGGGAGGCAGUGAAGGAGAAGGAGUGACGAGCUGCCAGCAGGGACAGAUAGCGAACCAAGGACAUGAUGGUAGGGGCUCUUGAAGUGCCAGACCGCAAAAUGUCCACCACUGAGCGGUUAUCUGAUAGGAAGUUGACCCGUUUGGAGGCCCACUGGGGGCCCCAGAGGUAAGCUGCCACGACGAUAGGGAAAAGUUCCUUGUACUCGAUAGACUGAGAGACCUGUGAUGGGAGCCAUGCACCUGAAAACCAGUGACCCUGGAAGACUGCUCCAUAACCAAGAGCCCCAGAGGCAUCUGAAGAAACCUCGAAGUCAGGAAUUGGAGCCCACUGGGGGUACUGAAGAAAGCUGCAACCAUUCCAAGACUGGAAAACUCUUGCCACCAGGCUAGGUCAAGAAAGAACUCUUGAUUGAGACGAAUCGGGUGGUCAUCGCGUCGAAAGGCACAUAGUAGGUUAAUCAUUCGGCGCAAGAAUGAGCGACCUUGGGGUACGACUUUGCAGGCAUGCUGAAGGUGACCUAUUAGGGACUCCAGAUCCUUGCGUUUACACCAACGCUUUUGUGACCAAUCUUCCAACAAGGCAGUUAUCCUAUCAAAUUUGUCCUGAGGAAGGCGUGCCAGCAGAUUAAGAGAGUCCAGUUCAAUGCCCAGGAUGGUUAGGCACGUCGACGGCCCUUCUAGUUUGUCUGGAUGGAGGGGGAUGCCAAGCUUAGAAAAACAGUUAAUUGACCUGUCCAGAUUAUGUUGACAAACAGAGGAGCCGGGAGGGCCAAGAGUGUGGAAGUCAUCAAGGUAAUGCAUCAGGAAGGUGACAUCGUAGUUUUGCUUGGCCACCCACUCCACUAAGUCUGCUAUACAUGUGAAGAUAUAUGGAGCUGACCUGACACCAAAAGGCAGGACCAUAUCAACAUAAAAGGCACCACGCCAUUUCAUACCCAGCAACUGGCGAUCUUCUGUAUGGACUGGCACAAUACGGUAUGCAUUUUGCACGUCAAAUUUCGCCAUGAGGGAACCCCGCCCCAGCCGCAUUAUGCCUGCAAUAAUGUCAUCUACCUUCAUGUACUGCAGAGAAUAAUCCUCGCCCGCAAUUCCGUCGUUGACACUGUGCCCCGCGGGGCUAGACAGGUCCAGGAUAAGACGCCAUUUGCCAGGUUGGUGGCGUUUGGGGAUGACGCCGAAACGACUCACGUGGAGGACAGGGAGGGGAGGCUUGGAGAAGGGGCCCGCCACCCUGCCUGACUGAACUUCCGACUGCAAGUAAUUGUCAAUGACCCGAGGGUUCAGGAGUGCUGAAGCCAUAUUCCCUGUUGCCGACUUCAGGGAAGUACUGUAAUUGAAACCUAGGUGAAAACCAUCGCGAAGGCCUUGGACCACAUAUGCAACUUUGUCUGGGUUAGGAUGAUGACAGAGUUCAUGCUGGAAUCUAUCCACAUUGAUGGGAGUAAGCUGAGAAACUGGUCUUAAAGGACAAACAGCUGGAGAACACAACGAAGAACUGGAACUUGGCAGACCCUGCUGCUGAGAAGGUAACACAAAAGGAGAACGCAACUCUAACGCUGAAAAAUUACCAUGAGAACCAACGUGAACAGGAACAAAACUAUUUACAGUUGAAUUGGCUAGAGGUUGCCUAGCGACGGCGGAGACCCCCCUUUGACUGAGAAGGGGAGCGGGACCGUUCUCUCCGCGCGGACCGGUGAGGGCAGUGGAUGCGGGGGUGGUCCCCGUGGCACGAUUCACAGGAGUGACGAAACCGACAGCGACCAAAGGGCCAGCGACAGCGCCCGUCGUUCCAGGAGUGGCAAUACUGGCUAGACCGGGGAUUGCCUGAAGACCCAAGAGGCUCUGAUAGUGACGAGGCAGAGGAAGUUGAGGAGCCUGAAGCAGUUGAGGUGGUCACUGGAGAUCUGGUGUGAAAGUUGUAGAGGUCUGGGUGCAUGCGAGACCAGUCGGUUGAACCUGAGGCUGCGGCUUCUUUUCGGAAGGCGAUGUCGUAGUGGAGCCACGAUUUGUCAGAAAAGCGCCUUGCUGUCUGGAUGAUGAGUAACUUGUACUGAUUUAAAUCUUUCCAGCGAGAGGGAAGGUGUGGCAAAGAAUCAUAGAAAAGAUUGUGAAGGCUUCAAUCCAGGUGAUGAUGUCUGCUAUUUCAAUGACCCGUUUCUUCGACCCUGAUACCACCAGUUUUCCCUCCAAAAACGCUUGGGGUUCGAUUUCUUGAGCUCUGAUGUUGUCCGGAAGGAGGUCAGCCAAGUCUACAAAAAGCCCUGCGGUAAUUUUAGAAACAAGCUUGAAGGGGACUGGAGCAUAGCCAGGGCCCACCACAAAUGCUUUAUUGAGGUUUGGAAGCGUAGAGGACUCGGUUCCGGUCGCGCCACCACAAGAGCCCCCAACCACUACAGGCAAGUUGGCGGAGGACGUGGCGGGAAGAGAGGAGACUACCGAAGGACCGCCAGAUGAGCUGUACGUUGAAAUAAAUGAGGGCACAACAAGCGUACCUAAAGACUGGGAGGUAGAGCCAGGGGUACUGGAGCUAGAGGAUGCCGGAGACUGCGUAGAAGUCGAAGUCGAGGAGAGAGGAACAGACGCCGCGGCCGUGUUCGAGUUCCCGCCACUGGAAUCUCGAAGGGAAGAUAGCAGCGGAGGGAGCGAUUCCGCGAGAGCUCUUGAAAUUGCCUGGGCUAGCGCGUUGGUGUCCGGCAGGGAAACAGGUUGACUUGGCGGAGAAGCCGAGGUGUUAACUGUAGGAGCUGGGGUAGAACCGCUAGAAGAAGGCGAAGACGCGGUAACCGGGGAAGACAUCGUUGACAGGCUGUUGUUCGUGGUACGCAUCCUGAACGAACGUGACGACCCGCACGCUUUGAAAAAUAAAUGAAAGAAAAAAAGGAUACAAGAAAAAGCACACUGUAAGACUGACGCUCCAAAGAUCGCUAAAAAAGGCGAAAGACGCUAAAUGAACUGCUCCACAGACCACUGCACAAACGCUCGAUGAACAACUCGCAGAUCCUAGCCAUGUACAAAGCUACCACACACCAUGUGAGCCUGCACUUAUGGGAUUGACCGCUGGAUGCCCGCUACGCUCGUGGGCCGCUUGACCGCUAAGCUUGUAGACCGCUUGACCGCUAAGCUUGUGGACCGCUAGACCGCUUAACUUGUGGACCGCUCAACUGCUAAGCUUGUGAACCGCUUGACCGCUAUGCUUGUGAAUUGCUUGACCGCUACGCUUGUGAACCGCUUGACCGCUAAGCUCGUGGUGGUUAACUUAGUUAAAUUACAUUUAACCAAAUUUAAACCUGUUGCUUUUUUGCUUUUCUCGUUUCUGUUGUUGUUGUACGUGGUUGCACUGAUUUCAUUAGUCGCUUUACCAUUCAAAACAAUUCUUGAUAUGCAAUGAUUUCACCUGAAAAACUGACAAUUGGGUGGAAAAUGCGUGAUGAGACCAACGUCUGCAGGUACCCAUAGAAAAGUUCAUACUUGAUGGGUACAAAUUUUGUUGUCCUUUAAUUCAAGAUCAUUAUCUUUGCAUUGGCAGAUCCCAAAACAACAAAAAAUGAAAUUUUGAACCAAAGAUAAGAUUAAACCACAGUACAGCUCCUGUGAAUAAAAGUUGCUAGUUACUAUUGACUCUUAUGUUGAGGCAGGAGUGUGUUUAGGAUCUGGCUUAAUGGGACUACUUUAUGCCUCACCAGAAUGUUUUCUGUUGUCAGUUAAACUCUAUUCAUGUUUUGAUCGAUCACAUUUCAAAACAUGAGAACGUGACCAGCAACUCAGUAUUAAAACAAUUUUUUUCACAUUAUUUCAGAAGGAGGACUUUGAGGGAAAAUGUUAUUGGUAACGACAAAUUGAGUUUUUCAAAGCAGUAAUCAAACCAUGAUUGGCGUUAUUCCCUUGCUGGGCUGAAGAAGAUUAAGUAACUUAGUGCAGUAGUAUCAUGUAAUCAUGGCCCCAUAUAUGUUAACACUUACUGCAGUGGCCCAAAAUGUAUGAGUAGUAACCACAGAUUUUCAGUUGUCAUUGUAAUACUUUCUUUUAGUUAAUGGGGGAUGAACCUGACCUUGAUCCAGAAAUCAGCAGAUCAUUCUUUGAGGGGAAUGUCCUCAAGUUGGACCCCUCCCUGUUAACAGAAAAUGGUAUAAGGUUAGUAAUACAAUUAAUUUUGUGUUGUCCCUGAGAGUUUUGUCACUUUUUAGGUGAAUUCUACUUAAAUUAUUUGUUCUUAUCUACAGGGCUGUCAUAAAGUUUUGAAGCAGCCAUAGCAAAUAAUAAUUCAUCCCUAACAUCUCGCAAAAAGUUGAUGGUUUAAUCUUUAGCUUUCCACUUUGAUAACCUUUAACAUUAAGUGAGCGUAGAUAUGACAGUUGUUGUGUGUUGCGGCCCUUAAUGACAGCUCUGGUACAGAAACAAUCCUGCAACUACAUGUACAGAAUGGCACUGUUGAAGCUUAUUUAAAUAAGCUCUCCAUAUAUUCACUGAGACGUAGAAAUGCUUUUGUUUACUCCCUUCAUUGAAAAAAUCUUUGAUUAGACUUUCUGAAAAUUCACCUAACAAUAACUGCCUUAAAGAAAAACUGAACUACGCAUUAUCACCAUCAUCAUCAUCAUCAUCAUCAUCAUCAUUUAUUACUCUCUGUUAUUUGCAAGAUUUUUUGUUUACCAUACUCUUGUAAGCUUCAUAACAAAGCAGUUACUCUCUCAGACUUCUCCACCUGUCGUGAAAACAAACACCUCAUAAGAUGAAGACCCAUUAUUGAAGACUGAAUUUAAGAGCAAAAUUUAAGACCCAAAACUGAGACGCAAAGCUAAGACUUCCCUGUCAAAACUAGAACCCUGGUUAACAAAAGAAAAGAGGGGGUCUUAGUUUUUUGUUUUAGCUUUUGGUCGUAGCUUUGGUUCUUAGUUCUUUAUAGAGGGUGCAUGUUUUCCUAUAACCCCAAAAGGUCUGUUAAUUGUUUACUUUCCACUGUACAGCUCUUGUUUUAUGACUGAUAGAUUAUUUUCCUCCCUCAGGUGUUUUGAAAGGUUUUUCAGAGGAGUAAAUGUCAAGGAGGGUAAACUAGUGGCAAAAAGAAGAGCAUACUUAAUGGAAGAUUUAAAUUUAAUUGGAGUGGAUUACUUGUGGCAGGUAACUACUAUAGUCUCAACAGCAACAACGGCAAUCUUUAUUUGUACUCACUCUCUUGUUCAACAAGAAAUUAACACAAUGCAGCUAUUAAACGUAAACGUAGAGUACUUGCUGCGUGGAAUAACCAUAGGGGCUGGUGGAGCCAGGCAGCCAGUCGACUGUCUAACUGUUGCUUGUUGCGGGUGACAAGAGGAGCCGGCAUUCCUAACCUCCAGGUUGCUAUAAUGAAUACACGGUAUGUACAUAGCCAGCUUCAUUUGGGCUUGCUAUCACUCGUAAUCUGAUCAGACGUGGUUUUGACCAUCUAUGUAAAGCACAGCGUUGGACCAAAAAUGUUUUGACCUUUCAAUCUUUGUCGCCCGCACUCCUUAACCUUGAGUUUGUACUAGUAAUAGCCUUUAUAGCAUGAGUGAAGGCCGAUUCCUAAGAAAAUUUUUGACCUAUCCAUCCGAGAAAUUUUGGUCAUCACGUGACCGUACGCCCGUCCGUACGCACCACAGGGUAUCCAUUGUGAAAUGUCAAACUUUGUAGCUAGUAUGGGAGCCUGUAACCUGUGUUUAACUUGAUAAUAGACAUCCAUAUUGUGGUCAAUUGACAGCUGUCAGCACAGGGUAUCUGCCGAACAGUGUUACAUGACUAUAUCGUGGGCUUGGAUGGCAACUCAUCGAGGUCACGUGUUUUUUGACCAGUUGUUGGCUUUUAAUUGUUCCCAGGCUCAAGUUUAUGUUUUUCAGUCAUAUAGAUAUAGAUUCGUGGAUUUCUUUGCAAUGGUUUGAAGUCCAUUGUCUGAUGUAAAUUCAAAAUGCAUAAACGGGAGCUUCGCUUUUAGCUCUGGCUAAAUCUGUACAAAUGUAUAUUAUGUUACUUUGUAGUAGUAGCCUUUCAUGACAUUUUGACUUAAGCCUUGGUUAUCCUUUACUCUCAACUUAGUCAUAAACUUUAACCCUUUUGGCAUUAAUGCUCACACACUGACUGAAUGCUACGUGCGCUGUGAUUGGUUGUUGCCCAUGAUCUAUCAGAGUACAGAUACAUGGUUGACGUCAUGUUUUGUUCAACAUAGCGCGUGGUUUUGAAAAUGUUUGUGAGAUUCUUUCGGAUUAAAGCAAGUGAAAGCCUCAGUGACAUCAGUGACACACUCGCCUGCGGCUCAUGUGCCACUUUUUUGUUUUUACCACAUUUGAGGUUAUCUGUGAUCUACUACUGAACGGACGCACGACAUUUGUUUAACAGAAUUAGUAGAGAGAACACUCUUGUCUUUGUUAUUUCUCAUAACUCUUUCUCUUGAUUGUACUAAUAUUGUUACAUUGUCAUGAGAAAAUUGGUGUUGGUCACUCUCGCAACUUGAAGGGUUAUGUCUUGUCACCUAGCAAUAUUGUAAGGAGAAUUUAGAUGCUGAUUAUCAAUAGUGUUUGAAAGCUGCAGAAAAUCUACUGGGUAUUGCAAUAUUCUGUUUUAACUUGCAACCCUUGCAUUACUAAUUUUCAGGUAGUACUACAGGGAUCAGAUGACAUUGCAAGUCGAGCUAUUGAACUACUUAAGGAAACGUUCACUUCUUUAGGCCCUAAACUAAGAGCAAGUCAGGUAUGUGUACCGGUGCAUCUUUAAAAUCUCUCGCAUAAAGCACCGUUACAUGUAGUUUUUAAAGAAACGGUGAUGCUAUGUUGAAGGGGCUAGGAAGGGUACAAAACAGAAUUUCUUUGGAAAAACUGAUUUGUUUUUAGCAGUUGACAAUUCAUCUGCCCCCUACCCCCUUUAGCGUCAGCCUCAGCCGUCUGUACUAUGUCGAGUAAACAGGUUUUGCUGUAUGUCACUGCCUCUGUUAAGUUUCUUCGUUUCUGCCUUUUUGAAAUUUUUGCUGUUUUAUUCUCAAUCCCCAAAAGUAAAAUUCGGGAAAAAUUUACCUUAAAAAUGUCUUUUUCAAUCCGUGUUCAAAAUUAUUAUGAAUCAUAAGACAAAAAGUGACUCUAAAAUGAACACAAAAUCUUGGAACACAUGCAUGAAUCAGGUGCAGAUGUAAUAGAAUAACGUAGAUUGGUUCUCUCAGAAUUAGUAGGUAUGACAAAUUGUACAUAUGAAUGUUGUUUCACCCAUACUUUGGUUGCUUGUUAUACUCAAAUAAACACAAAACGGUUGUAACAGUAUGCAACUCACUGUAAAUCACCAUAGUGGUUUCCAGUUAGAAAAAGUAGUCGUAAACUGUCGCAAAAGUUAGUUUGCGCAGAAAAUUCGCCCAUCCACAAAGUAGACAUUUCCUACAUUGUUUUGAACAAAGGCACCAAGUCAGGACUUGAGUUGACAAAAUACAUGGAUUUGUAUGAAAUUGUCGUGCACAAGUCAUUCACACACUGUCACAUUCAACGUCAAACAUCGGUUGGCCGUGAGGGUUUGAUGAAUUAAAUUCCUUUCCUCACUCCUGAACAUUUACUUCCGUCUCAGUGGCUCCCAGUUCUCGCUCCUACUUAUUCACUUCCGCUACAGACCGAAUACCUGUUCACAUUGCACCGAAGUGUGGCACAGAACCUAUCCGAUAUGUGAUGCUCCAUUUUCAAGAUCGGCGUGGCGCAGCUUUGCUCCGUUACAGAAAUCGCACCGAAAUCACCGUUCAUAUGUGUGACAAGAAACCCUAUCCGGAAUGGUUUUCGUGCAUGCGCAAGAGCUAUCCGAUGAACUUGCAUAAAAAUUUAAUGGCGCACAUUAGUUUGUUAUUGUUGGGUAAUUGCCUGUUGUAACAGUUAGUCAACCGAUUGUUUCAUGUUUCUCAUAGGUUGAAAUCCAUGAUAAGUUUAUCAUGAACUGCACCAAUCAAAUUCGUCAGUCCGCAGACUUAAUUUCAGUCAAUAAGAGUACAGAGAAUGCAACUAUAGACAAGAAGUCAGAGUUACCCAGAGAAAAGCUUCAACAGGAGGCUAAGAAAACAGUGCGAUGCUUGACAGUCCUCAGGGAGUAUGUGGGCGAAUGUGAUGAUGAACAUGCGGAGGAAAGAGCUAUUCUUCCUCACGGAAGGUAAGUGUAACGCUUGUUGUUAAAGAAUCUGUGUCAAGAAAUUAAUUUAAAAAAUUCAAGCAGUUUUAAUUGCCACCAGAUUGAUGGAAACAUAAAAAUAACCGUUCCAAAUAAUAGAAGAAAGUAUGAAGAUCAGAGCAAAUACACAAAGGAGCUAUGGAUGGAUAAAUUUCAAGAACAUUGAAACGGAUUGCUAUUGUGUUCGUAAAAACUUGUUAGUUUAACAGUUUUUUUACAGAAAAGUUCAUUUUAUUUGUUUGUAACAUUGAAAUAAUUCUUGGGAGACAUUUGUUUGAUAAGAAGCUGUGAUUUUGUCGUUUACUUGAAAUUUCUUAGGUUCCAUAGCAAAUAAGACCGCGUACUUGGCAUUAUUAACAAAAUGAACUAGACAGUCGUGCCAGUUACCGGUAAUCUCGCCCCCAAGUCAUUUCGCCCCGGUUACUUAAACCCCAAUUCUAGAACGAGGAAUAUUAUAUUUGAAGCGCGCUUGUUUUGCGUUAUGGCUUAUAGAACGAGGAAUAUUACAUUUGAAGGGCGCUAAAUGACUCGGAAAUAUGGGGCGAAGUAAACGGGGCGAAAUGACCGGUUACCGCCGUGACACAUCUCCUGUGAGACUUUAGAGCCGAUUAAAUAACACAGACUUGCCAAAAAUGUCAAGGAAACUGAAAGGAAACUGCGAAACUAUUCUCCCCGCAGACGUCUGACUCUCGUGGGGUUCGUUCGUCACACAUUCAUUUCUCCCCCCGGGGGAUAAAUGAAUGCGUGACGAACGAACCCCAAAGGACGUCUGCGGGAAGGCUACUGCGAAACUGGAAUAAAGAUAGAUGAAAACUGUAAAACUGCAGACUGUUAGGGGGUACGAUAGAGACCAUAAGAUUCGAGGACGAGAACGAUUACGAGUACGAGAUUUGAUUCAAAAGUUUGAAUGGUUCCUUGUACUUUUUUUACACUAGAAAAGUUAGCACUGUUAUCUUUAUGCAAGGAGGUUAAACCCUCUCCCGAUCGCAAAAUGAUAACGUUUGAUAAUUUAAUGGCGCCACUACAACGUUCCUGCUAAAACGCGUAGUAGAAUGACGAUGACUUUCACGUUUUCCCGCCAAAAUAACGGUGACUCACGCGCGCGCAAUACUAAGUAUUGAGAAAAUCUCGUACUGGUAGCCCGCUAUUGUACGCACUACCAAACAACUCAACCUUGUCCCCAGGUCUUCUUGGUUGACCGUUCAAUAUCCGGCAAUUUUGCGGCACACUUGACGUCAUUUUUCACAUAUCGCAAAAUUCUUCCAAAUUUGGUCGACUAUAGCUGGUUUUGAUGAAUUAUGCGUUGGAAUUUAGCCAAUCAGAAAGGGAGAAAUAUUUUGAACGAGUAAUAAUUUACUUUAAUAAUCUAUUACAAGACUUGAUAUUUUUCUUUAGAUCAUGUCGUGGUCAGCAUGUGUCACUCAUUGUCAGAUUUCCCUCACAUGGUCGCCAGGGAGAUGACUUUGAAAUUUGGUCUCACGCAAACGAGUCAAUAGCAUCUGUUAGAAGACAGAUUUUAAGCAGGUACGUGCGAAUAUUAUGAUGUCACAGACUGCGAGUAGUCUUUCUUUUCCCUCAGCAGUGACGAUGGCGCGCGCAGAUCUAAAAACCAGCUUGACCAAUGCAAUGACAGAGAGGACAAUUAAGCGUCAGUAGCGUCCAGUCCUUCCCGCGCGCUUUCGUGUUCUCCUUUUUCGCCGCGUUAUCAUUUGUAAAUCUGCUUAUUUUAUUUUUGAAGUUAUUAUCGAUACACGCCGAUGUCGUCGAGGUUUCACAAAGUGAAUUAUUCUCAACAGUCUACAGGUCGUGGAGGUAAAAAAAGUUGUUCCUGUGUUUAGUCACCGUAAAGCUUUACCAUGGAUUGUCGAAAUUUAGCCAUGAUACUCACAGUUUUUUGGUCGUCCCGCGUUACGGGAAUCGCGUAGCGCGCGGCGCGGUUUGGGUCUCGCGAGAGGAUAGUAACAAGUAAGGGAUCAUUAUACUGUAUAAUCCUAAUCCUUAUCCUGAUCCUAAUCCUUAUCUUUCAACGUUGUAACAAAAGGGUGAAGGGCUCUCUGCAGGCAGCGAGACUUGACCUUUACGUCAAUGGAGAGAUUUUAUCCCCAUCUGAUGAUAAGAGACUUAUUUCACAAGUACCACUUCGAGACAGAACGGUAAGUAUCGAAAUUAUGAAACUAUAACUUAGGCUCUGUUCACACUAGGUGCUUGAGCACCAGUGCCAGGGUACUGGCACAGAAUGAUGUUGCGUUCACACCUUGGGUACCUGAUAUGUAACUGUAUACCUGCUCCAUUGCGCCUUGUCAGACGCCAAUUUGGAAAAUGUGAGCUUAGCGGGAGGUCUAAGGUUGGCAAAGCGAUGGAUUUUAGAUCAUUUUGAUUAAGAAAAUCAUGAUUGAGGCAGCAAAAAUUAGCCGUGAUCUACCAGUUAUUAAAGUUCUCAUUGCAUGAUACAUUUUCUUAUUUUUUUCGAUUCCUCAUUACGGACAUCGUACAUUUUUCAUUGCACAAUGCUUUACCCUGCGAGCCACUCUCUCGCGAUAUCUAUAAACUGGCAUGGUAACAGAGGUAGGCUUGCUGAGAAAAACAUCUUUCUUAUUUCAUGACCUUGUGUGCUUGUUGUUUUUUCUUGUAGUUAAUAACAGCCAAAAUUGGAACACUCAACAGUUCCAUGCCGUCCUCGCCAGAUUCCUCGUCUGAUUCAUCUGGUGGAUCCACUCCAGCUGCACUAGAUGGGCCAAACCUGGAAGCUGAGAACUGCUUGCCAGGAGUGGUAGGUUACAAAGUGAAUAAAUAGUUCCGGUAUUACCCUUUCACUCCGAAAUGACAAAAUGUCCAAAUUUCAUUUUAAAAAUACUGAUAAACAAACAGGUUUCAUUUUAAAAAUACUGAUAAACAAACAGGACCAUGUGUUUGUAUUGCCAAAAUGGUUUCAUUUGAAUGGUAACACCAUAGGAUUUCAUCCACAGACUCAAAAGUUAGAACUACAUACUAAAUAAAUAGUACCAUGUGAAAGUACUGCUGAAGAGGUUUUAUUUGAAUUGUAUAUACACCAUAGGAUUUCAUCCACAGACUCACAAGUUAGAAGUUCGUACUAAAUAAACAGUACAACAUGAAACAGAAAUUACUGCUGAAGAGGUUUCAUUUGAAUGGCCAGACUGUAAAAUUUUAUCUGCAGACUCAAAGGUUAGAACCACCUCACAAGUACACCAUACUAGUGUCCGAUAUGUUAAAAUUCAUACUUGGCUGCGAGGCUUGGGGGAAUAAAACAAAAGAAGUCAUCGUGAGGCUCAGUAGUGAUUAAUACAUUUCUUUUGUUUUAUUCCCCCAAGCCUGGUAGCCAAGUAUGUAUUUUGAUAUAUAGGAAUUGGUCUAUUGCAUCAUAUGAUGAAGAGCUUCGUGUUUUUACUGAAUCAGAACUGUUUUGUUUUUUGUUUUUUAGAUGUUGUCAAAACGCCAUAGCUUUAUGCAGUACCUGAUUAAUCUUGCGGAUCAAGGAAUUGUCCACGAUGUUCCUGAUCUAAGAGAUAGAGUACAACAGCUACUAAACCUCAUCCCUUCAGGUAAAUCUCUUUCAUCUUUACCAUUAUUUACUGUAUCUGGUUAUUAUACUCUUGUAAACGAAACAAACAACGGACUACAGGUGAAUAAUUAGUUUUCUUCUAAUAUCAACCUUUUUUUUUUACCAAAUUUUGUUUUUAUGUAUUUGGUUUGUGUUCCCUCGAGCGCUGUGGUUGCGACUGACUGGAUGUUGGCUGGGAUGGGAGCCUCUGAUUAGCUGUGGCGGAAUCCUAUUGUAGUACUUGCCAUACAUAUUUUGUCUAUGUUCUUUUUUUUUUUUCAGACACCGAAACAGUAGGAAAUAUCAAGAAUGUUUGUCGAGCUUGUUCCGAAAACUUCUCAAAGACCUCAUCUCCGUCACUAGAUGCCAUGUUUUUCAUUCCCUCUUCCACUCAAGUUCUUUAUAACCUAGAGGUAAGAACCUUAUUGGUGGCUGUGUAUGGCUAGGUAGCUUUGUUAGUGUGUCUGUUUUGUGACUGCACCUGCAUACUUGCCUUGUCUGUCUGUCUAUAUGUCUUGUCUGUCUGUCCGCCCGUCCGUCGGUCCUUCCGUCUGUCUGUCUACCUGCCUGCCAGUUAUUAUCAGAGAACUGAGGAUAUCUGUUCGGUUCAUCGCGUCAGAUUCUUUUAAGCGGAGUCAAAAUUUUUCCAAUUUGUUUUAUUUUUCUGCGUUAUCUUGGGUAUAGUUUUAAGAGAUGGUUGUGCCGGAAGUUAGUAGAGAAAAAAGUUAAGUCUUCACCUCAAUUUAAUAAUUUUGUAAAACAAAAUAAAGCAAAACGGAGGAGUAUUAUACCAGUGACGUAAUUUUUUUUUGUUAUCUUUCAGAUUGUCUAUUCUCUUCUUAUGCCUGCCUCCUUACCAGCGCAAGAUCACCAAACUUUAGAAUUUCAAGUAGGUUUGGAAUAUGUGUAUAUCCUAAUCUUUGUUCUUUGUGAGUCGUCUGUCCGUCUUCUUGAUGGUCUGGCUGACCAUCGUGUUUCGCUCUUGAAACCCAGCUGUGGAAAUUUAUUCCUGUGUAGGAUUAUAAUUUAUUGAACGGAGCAGCUACAUUGCGUUUUUAUUGAAAAAAAAAAUGAUAUGUUAAUUUUUGUUUAAUGUCAUUUUAUCAUGCAGUCUCCUCUUUUCUAAAUGUCAUAACUUCAUUUAAUAACCUCUGCGGUGCUCAUUAAAACAGUAAAAUAUCUUAGAAAGUUGUUAUCAACAACAACAUCAGUAAUAACAUUGGUUUUGUUGCUCAAGUAUGGUGAGAGGAAGUGGCUAGGGGACAAUAAAUAGUCCUUCGAAAUGCUUACUAAGACCACCAGGCCCCGGUUGUUCUAACGUCGGAUAGCGCUAUCCACCGGAUAAAUCACUAUCCAGCAGAUAGCGUAAUUGAUUUCCGUAAUACUUAUGCGCUGGAUAGUGAUUUAUCCGGUGGAUAGCGCUAUCCAACGUUUGAACGACCGGGGCCAGUUUAUUAGCCUUAGGAAGCAGCCGACAUUUCGCAAUGCACCACUGGUAUCCCCCCAAAAUGACGUCUGAGGAACGACUGCUGAAAUUCCAUACUGGUGACGUUUCAUUACUCAGAUCUGGCUUGUGCUUUUGAUUGGCUGAAGAAAAUUUCCCUCGCUUCAAGACCAAUCAGAAGCACUACCCACCGACGCGCCAUCAAUAUGGAAUUUCUGUGCCCUUUUCUGGGACGUCAUUUCGCGCCGAAACCGAUGCUGGCCUCGCGAAAUUUUGGCCGUUUUCUCAGACUACCAGUUUGGUAGUUACCAGACGUUUUUAGCAAUUGGAAAAGGAGCUACACAGAGAACCCCUUGGCUACAACUGAAAAAAAGGAGGUGAAAAUAUAUCUCAAUUCUGUAUAUUGCAGGUUCACUUCUUAAAAUGUGGUGGUAUCCAGUGUGCGCUUAACAUGUUGACAAGAACAGAUUUCCUUGAACAUGCUGAUGUUUUAACUAAAAGGUAGGAAGGUGCCAACUGAGCUGUUAAUAUAAUUAAAACCCUCGUUUUCGUUGUAUCCUUUCAUUUGCAAGGUUUUUAGUGAUGGGACAAACUUCAGAGCGAGGCACUAUUUAUCAGUUGCCGACCUAGAGAAAUCCCUUGAAAAAAUGUGCCGCCCGGGUAAGUGGCUUGGAAAUAAAGAAAUACAGAGAGAAGCUCGAUGAAGGACCUUGGACUGCCCCCUUCAACUCUAAAGGGAGUUUAAAUGACUACGACGCCGACUGUAGCGAACGCGUCACUUUUAAAAGCGCUUACAUUCGCUUAAACUUUAUCGCGAUUAUUUGAACUCCUCAGUCAAAUGCAGGUUAAUUUUUCAAGAGUUGAAAGUUUGGGGAGAUCAUUCAAGUUCGAGUUUACUUUGCAGUGAAACCACUCAUCUGCGGUUCGUGGUUCUACUUGAGUUUUGAACAUUUUCUAUGGUCGAUAAGAGAAAAGAUCAUUGAAAAAUGUUGUCUAUUUGUUUAAUUGAGGUUCGAGACUAAUUCAAUGCCUCAAUUACAUCCAGCCAAACUUUUACAUAUAAUAUGCUAUUAUUUUUUACAGAGCUGCAUACUACACACUUCUUAAAAUGUCCAAGUUGUUGCUGACCGUAGUAGGCUAUGCACAGGUGACCGUUGUUGCAGAAGCUAUUCAGCCAUCAGACCCCACAUGCACCCCACCUCCCGUUUCUGCUAGUGCCCAUAAUGCCGCCGUGAUUUUACAGCAAGCUUUGCAGUACAUUCCAAACCCCGCCACUGAGUGUAUGUUAAGAAAUAUGGCUGUUAGACUUGCAGGACAUUUGAGUAACUUAGUAAGUAUACAUGUAAGAGGGGGCAUUUGAUUGGCUCGUGACUUUGGAUUAAAUUCUGUAGUGUGACUAUUCAAAUGAAGCCUCUUCAGCAGCACUUUCACGUGAUGCUAUUUAUUUAUUACGAAGUUGUAUCUUUUGAGUCAACUGAUGAAAUCCUGUGGUGUUACCAUUCAAAAGAAACCUCUUCAGUAGUACUUUCUCGUGAUACCAUUUAUUUAUUAUGCCUAUUGAGUCUAAGGACGAUAUCCUGUGGUGGUACAUGUACAUGUUCAGCACGCUAGUGUAAUUGUAUACCUGUUAAGACUCAAGACCCUGAAACCCCACCCUGUUGGGCGGCACAUACCAGUUUAGGAAAAGUACGGGAAUGCCUCCCCCGGAAUCCUAUGGUGUGACCACUUAAAUGAAUUCUCGUCAGUGGUACUUUGAAAAGUUGCCAUUUGUUUCUGAGUAUUUCUCAAUUGCAUUUGAUAGCUUUCGUCAAUUUUCCGGGGGGUACUCAACAAAGUUUUAUCAGGGUAGGCUCCGCCACGCGGUCCAACCCCUUACCCUUUUACAAACCAUUUCGACAGAAAAGGUUCCCCUUUUUUAUACCUUCUAUUGACAGUUGGUACACCUUUUACAUACCUAGUUACGAAAGCCCUAACCCUUUUAACUUAUGUGAAUGCACUGCAAUUAAAAUAUGAAAAUAACACAAAACCAGGAAAUUUUCUCGACUUUUUCUCAGCUUUAAAUUCUUCUGUUAGCCCUUUUAAGGUAUUUUUACAGACGGAAAUGAAAGAUUACCGUACCCAUCUGUAUACCUUUACUAGUGAAAUCUCUAAACCUUGCUAUACCUGACGCCUGUAAAAGGCACCCCUAUCAAGCGGAACCUCCCCCUAUAUUAUAGGGAGUACCACCCGGGGUUAUCCCUGGGAAUAAAAAGACCCCUUACAGUAUGUCUUUUUAAACCCUCUUUUUAUGUAGUUGAAUGGCAAAGACUUUUUUAAAUCUGUCGAACUUCUGCUCUACUGUGUUCACUUUGUGAAGGUUUUAGUCAAAACCCCAAAACAUUGUUAUUGAGAAAUUCUAAAGGUGGCAAAUUUGUUGCAUUUUCUAAUUUUUUAGGUCGCAGGUCCUCUACCUGAACUAGCUGCCAUUAAGUCAAUACAGCGGUUAUCCUGGGCGGCUGGAGUUGGCAUGUUGCACUUAAUGCAGUCUUCAAACGAAGAGAUCCACAAAGCUUAUGAAAAGGUAACACAGAACUGUUCAUACCGACUUACCGUGUAACAGGCGCCCUCUCAAAUAAACGCCUCUUGUCUGACAAUAACAUCGUAGAGGGGGCAUUUAUUAGGGAGCUUAAGCAAGACGGCGGCGGGUACGAAAAAAUCACUUGAAAAGUGAAGUCGCGCUGCAUCAAAAUUUAUCACGCUUAUUUCAUCUCGCUCAAUUCGGCAAAUGUUGGCAAUUUUUCUGGAGUUGAAUUCUAAAAGAAAGAAAAAGGAGGUCUUUCUUGUGCUCGCGUCUUCCACAAAAUGUGAAAGUAAGCAUUUUCACGUCGUAGUCGUGCAGUGACGGCAAAGAUAUGUACAAACAAGCGUGAUGCACGUGCAAAGUUGUUGUUUUUCUAAUCUAAACCAAUUGCUUUGUUGCCGCUCUCGUUAACGUCGCCUUCGUCGUUGCUUAAGCUCCCUAAUCUUGCCUUAGACGCCCCUCUCAAAAAAAGGCCCUUGUCUAAUUGACGCCCCCUGUCACAGUUACACGGAAAUACUAAGAAUCAACUAAAAGGAGCAAAAUCAUUCGGGUUCGCACAUUUCGCUUUGUUCCGUUAAUAUCUAGUUCAAAUUAGCGAUAGAGUAACGAUGACAACACAAUGACCCUGAGAAAGAAUUCUGACAUCGAAAUUGAGAUGUGGGAUCUCUAUCCGUCUAGACUGGAUAUCACCUUCUUUAUAAACUCUCUUCAUAGAUUGUAACAAAUCAAAAUAAACACUUCUCUCAAUUAAACGUCUCCUAUCCAUUAAAUACAAAAUUAAAUAAAAGCCGCGGGCGUCUAUGAGAUCAUUAAACGGUUUUUUAAGGCUCCAGGAGGUGGCGUUUAGAAGAUAGGAGGCAUUUAAAAGAGAGGGGCGUUUAUUCUCGUAAUUUUAACAAGCUCAACAACACUAAUGUGCUUUUGGCGGAAAUAUCAAGGGUGUUUAUAAAUAGCGGAAUAUCCAGUCCAUCAAUUGAUACAUCCAGGCCGUCUCGAGAUCCAUAUUCGCUCAGAAUCCUCGCUCAGGGUUAUUUUGUUGUCAUCGUUAGUCCAUCCUUACUUUGAACUUACAGGGGAACAAGAUACAAUGCGCAAAACCUUGUUGAUAAAGCGAGAUACUGAAUAAAUUGAAUGAUUUUGCUUCGUUUUGCUAAUUCCUAGUGGUUUGGAGUAAUUGUCAUGGGGGGCAUUUAUAAGACGGUUUACGGUUGAUUCGCCGCCAACCAACAUGCCACCAAGUAAUGACUCUGCAUUAAUCGACGUGUUUACUCACCUAGGAUUACUUACCUAGAAUUUCUACUUCUUCGCCAAGCUAAUUCGAAUUUGAUUACAGAGUUAUUACUUGGUGGUGAGUUGGUUGGCGGUGAGUCUACUUCUUGGUAGAAACUUUGUUGGUGGCGAGAUGACCGGUUACCUAUUUACUUUUGAAUGAUAACCAGCUUUUUUCUUUUCAUUUAUAAACAGCCUAACCCGAAAGGCCUCCAAAAUGAUGACGUCCAAGUAGCAAGGGAAGCUCUGGAAGUAAGUUUGGCAAUGUCGGCUAUCACUUUGACUGUAUUUGUUAUACUUUUUCUUUUCGUUUUAUCCCACCCUGCCUUACCUACUUUAAGACAUCAAAAAAAAUUAUUUUAAAGACUGUGUAGUCUUUAAUUCCUCUUUUAUCCGGUCGCUAAUUAUAAGCUAUAAGUCGCUAUAAGUUUGUACGUUUACAAAGUUUAACGGGUUCGUGUGAACAAGACCUUGAAACCUCGAAAUUGUGCAAGGGCUAUCACUGUUUCAAUGAUUAAUGUCACCUGUCAAUUCUGCUGUGUUUUAAUGGCUGACAUUUCCUGAAAUGUAUCUUGCAAAGAACUUAAGUUUGCUUAGGCGGUUACUCAGGUAUAUACCGCGACGCCUUCUUUGUAGAUUCUGUGCUUGAAUAGAGAGCUUAAGCAUACCGCGCGUUUUGGGCGACGUUCGCCAACCGGAAGUGAGUCCUUUUCCCCGGAAGUGAGUCCGGAAGUGAGUCCUUUUAAUAUGCCUUGACGCUACCAAAAUUUGUAUUGCUAAAGCUGAUGUCACAGGAGACGACUCGCAACAACGAAUUUAGCGCAACACAGCGUGCGACAUUGUUUCGAAUGGUUACAACAUUGUUCCGACAUUGUUUCGAAUGGUUACAACAUUGUUCCAACAUUGCAGCGCUGUGUUGCGCUAAAAAUCGUCGUUGCGAAUCGUCCCGUGUAACAUCACCUUGAGUGUCUUUGCUCUAAUAGAGACGAUAUACCCAAACAUUUGGGCAAAACCACCGCCCAAGAAUACAAGAAUAGCCCACUUACUUGCGUCGCUCAUAAACGGCCUUGCUUAGGUUCUCGUUUGAGUUAAAUAACGGGUGGAGUUUUGUUUGAUUGCUAACUAGAUUGACGGUUGUCAUAUUUUAGGUGCUGAGUGUGUGCCUAGCGCUUCGUCCCAAUGCUUUGGAAGCUCUUACCAAAGACAAGUCGUGGCAGUGUUUUAUUAUUGAUCUUCUCAUCUUGUGUCAGAGCAGGUACUAUGAUCAGUCAAGAAUACUCUAUAACAGUUUUGACAACCACGAUAUACUUAACCCCACACUGCUAGACUUCGGGCCUGUUUCCUUGGAGGUGGGGGACCCCAGGUGGGUGAGGUAACCCGCUUGGGUGGGGCAACCCGCCUAUCCAUGUAAUCUCUCAUUUUAAUUUGGUCACGUUUACAUGAUAGGCGGCGUGACCAUAUGAGAGAUUAUAUGGCCAGGCUGGUCACACUAACUUAGCGGGUUACCUCACCUAACUGGGGUCCUCCAUCUCUUUUUAAACAGGUCCUAAGUUAUUGAGACACCACACGUAGUUGUAUCUUUUUAGGCUCCGAGCAAGCUAUCCAUUUGGGGAACAUCAUGAGAAGUAAACCAGCGACACGCGAGAGGAGGCGUGAGAGAGCGGCCUCUCUCGCACAUUCUCGCGCGGCUCGCCGAAAUGGAGAGCUUACUUGCCGGCUAGUAUCCGUGAAGGUCCAUUCACAGCAGUGCACUUGAUGUAUUGACAAUUUAAAGGGGAAAACUUCCUCAUGCCUGCUGGUAUUGCAUAUUAUCACGAAAGGAAAUCUCAAUCCUUUCAGUUUGUUUUGAUUUUGUAGUGACGAUAAAUCACUCUUAACAAUACACACGUUGCAUAGCUAAGAUGUGGGUCUGAUUGGACAAAAUCACACCAUAUUGAGUGCUCGAGUACCGCGAUUCGUUGGCUCAGCCAAAUGUUAUACCCACGACAGCUGUUUCGUAUGUACAGCUGGAUAUGCCACUGGAGGGUAUCUGUCUCUGUGACCGAUCCCCACAACAGAUUGCUUGUGCUUGUAACACGUUGCCUACAAUGGAGUUCAAAAGUGCUGGGACCCUUAUGAAUAACAAACUCAGGGCUUCAUUCCAAACAAAUGUCUCCCGUGCAUUUUACCAAACAUUACAAACAUCAAAAAUGAAUGUGAAAAUGAAAAAAUCAGCAUGUCACUGACAUCAUUCACGAGCGUGGGACAAAGGAAAAAUCUGAGUCCCCGACAGGAUUCGAACCUAUGACCUCUCAAACACCGCGCGGGCGCUCUAUCCACUUGAGCUACGCAACCCUCCAGGUUAAAGUUUUUGCUCGGUCACCAUUUGGCAACCAACUCUUUCGGUUUAGGGAGACUUUUUUACAAAUCAAGUCGCCAGCUGCAAAAUUUUAGGCGCCAUGGAGACUAAAAUGGUCGCAACUUGGAGGGUUGACUACGGAGAACUCAUGGAGAGCGGGACCAUAUACUGGGUUCAUAUUUGACACGCGUCCCGCAUACUGUAAGGAUCAGCAAUGUCGAUGUCGCACUGUGUGGUGAAAGAAAUGAAAGAUGGUAAAUUUUAAGCUCGGUAAAACAAAAUGAACUUUGGAAAACUGUUUGCGAGGCUAACAAGUUUUCAAAAAGUACAAUUUCAAUCCGUUUCAAUCGUCUUUAAGUUUGUCCAUCCGUGUUUCCUUUUGUAUUUGCUGUGUUUCGUGACACUGCUCCUUUAAGUCCUAAACUGAUAGUAACAGAACGGAAUGUUAUAUUGACAAAAUUUGAGUCGUCUGUACUUUUCUUUUCUUCUCUUAAGGGCAAUUCGAUUCAGCACAGCAGACCAGUUCUUCCUUGUGGCUACAAGAUGUUCCCAAGGCCAUAGACCUCUUAUCUUUUUUAUUACACUUCUUUUCACUGUGCUUCUGGUAAGUUUCUGGAAUAUGCAGUUGGGGCUUGUUUCAGUUCGACAACAAUUUAACAAAAUAUUACAGAUACUGAUUUAAAAUAGAAUCACGUUUUUGGUCAGUAACUAGAGAGGUUAACGUCAAACGCGAAUUUUUACCACGCGGCCCUCUUUACUUGUCGUUUACCGUUCAUUAUAUCUACACCUAAAUACGUAGUUUCACGCAAUGUUUUAUCCAGAAGAAUUGUUUUGAGCUGUUUUUAUCUGCUCAUUUUCUGUUCUGAGAAAUUCUCAACUUGAAUCUAACGUUUACCGUAUACGCGAAGCUUAAACCCUCUACUGACUUCAAAAAUCAAUUUGUACCACGUGACCGAGUUUUCCCUUCAACUUCAUCACAUCUAUCCAUUAGAGUUAGAUGGUGUUUGAAGCCUCGUCAACAGUACUUUUGCAUGGCACUACUCGUUUUUCUGUAUUUCACUAAAUGAAAUUCAAGAGUUUUUCCUCCAAUUUUCAUAUACGCCACUUCCACAUUUCCCAUAAUGGACCUUAUUUGCCCCCCCAAAUUUUGCAUAACCUUUGCUUUUCAUUUCUCCUGGGUAUUACGGCCGUCCUAAGAGAGACUGAAAUCAAUGCUUAUGCCAAAUUUUGAGGGGCAAAUGGAAAGGUGGAAGUGGCGUGUUAGCCACUGGCAGCUUUAGUAGAAGCCCAAGGCCUUGUGGCUGAUGUUCCUUCCUUCCUUCCUUCCUUCCUUCCUUCCUUCCUUCCUUCCUUCCUUCCUUCCUUCCUUCCUUCCUUCCUUCCUUCCUUCCUUCCUUCCUUCCUUCCUUCCUUCCUUCCUUCCUUCCUUCCUUCCUUCCUUCCUUCCUUCCUUCCUUCUCUUCCUUCCUUCCUUCCUUCCUUCCUUCCUUCAAUCCUUCUUCCUUCCUUCCUUCCUUCCUUCCUUCCUUCCUUCCUUCCUUCCUUCCUUCCUUCCUUCCUUCCUUCCUUCCUUCCUUCCUUCCUUCAAUCAAUCAUUCAUUCAUUCACCACAUAAAAAUACAUCUACAAUACACAAGAAAUUUUUAAUAUGUUAAAGACGAUAGGCUAUUCUGAACAAAUUAUAUUACAAAUGAUCAAAGUGGUAAUAACAAGGAAGCCAAGAAAAAAACAACGUCAGGGGCUUAUGAACUAUAGUCUUCCUGACUUGUUUUCCAGUACACACGUGGUGUACAAACUUAAAGCAGGUCCAAAGGUGGUUGUGGCGUGUUGUUGUAUUAAUUACUCAUACUUUUUUUUUUUUUUGCAGGACUCCAUAAAGGAUCACGCUGGUUCCUCCUACGAGUACUUCAGCUUAUUUUGCAAGUGAGUUACAUGCAGUAUUUCUGGUUAGCACGUGACGUCACGGCGGCCAUAUUGGUGGUGAAGAACAAAAGCAUUUCACUUCGCUGGGAACUAUACUCUAUUUUCAAGUACAUGCUUCGAGAAAAAUUAAAUUCUGUUUUAUUGACCGCCAACAUGGCCGCCUUGUCAACCAAGAAUUAUAAUUAUCACAUUCAUCUUCGGUGAUUCGGGAAGUGCAUUUUCAGUAAAUCCCCCUCAUGAGUGAUCAUAUUACAGUGUUAAAAAAGUUGAAUAUGGAGUCCCAGUUUCCUCUCUUCGAGUAGGUCCGAAAAGGAAUGGUGUUGAUGACACUGAGAGACACUACUAACCCCAUCAGUUCUCAUUUCUGCCGCAUUAACAAGCUUUACUUCAAAAAUCAAUCUUUGCUGUUUGUUGCAUGUGUUACUCUUGUUGUAAUGAGGCUAUUCAAAUGGAAUCUCUUCAGCGAUAAUUUUACAUGGUCCUAUUUAUUUAGUACCUGUAGUUUCUACUUUUGAUUCUGUAGUGUAAGUAUUCAAACUAAACCUUUUUAGCAGUACGUUCACGUUACUAUUUAUUUAAUGUGAAGUGAUCAGUUUUAACUUUUGAUUCUGUAGAUGAACUCCUGUGGUGUUACCGUUGAAAGCUCUCCUCUCGAAUGAUACUAUUAGCUUGUAAAAGUACUUUGUAAAAAUUAAGUAUGUGAUUGUUUUUUUGUUUUUUUUUUCUUUCAUCUUUGGCACUUUGAGAGUUUCAGGCUCACCGUAUGGGCUUCUUUUUAUACAGGUUAUUAGCUCACGCUUACAUGACGCAUUGUCCGUUACCCACGGUAGAAAGAAUGCUUAAUACUGAAAUUGGAUGGCUGAAAAAGACAAAGGUGGGUCGCACUUAAGGCAGCCUUCCGUGCAGGCGUUCUGAGGGCUUCGUCACGUGUUCUCCCCCAAGCUGUAUUUAGGGGCCCAUUGGCGGAUCAGCAACAAUCCCCUCUGGGGUGGGAGGGGAGGGAUGAGUCACUUGGGGUUUGGUUAGGACGUCCAAUACAACAAUUUGUCCAAUAUUUGGGUAUUGAUGAGUCACUUAGGGUUUGAAAAACUGGGUUUGACAAAAAACUGACGCUGGGGGUGGGGACAAAGAACUCGUCCAAUAUUUGGGUAUUAAAGGGUUUGAAAACUGACCCAUGGGACAACUAAAUGACUACAUACAACAAUCCCCUCGGGGGUGGGGGGAGGGGAGGGUUGAUACUCGUUCAAUAUUUGGGUAUUGAUGAGUCACUUAGGGUUUGAAAAACUGACCCUGGUUAGGACAAAGAAAUCCUAAACUGACUACAUACAACAAUCCCCUCGGGGGGGGAGGGGAGGGUUGGUACUCGUCCAAUAUUUGGGUAUUGAUGAUGAGGUUUCACCCUGGUUAGGACAAAGGGUUUGAAAAACUGGACCCUGGUUAAUGAGUCACUUAGGGUUUGGCAAAAUGACCCUGGUUAAACUAAACUGCAUACCCUGUUUAGGACAAUACCCUCAAUUUUAUUACCCUGUUACAGCAGGGUUCUCAUUAUUAAGUGCCGUCAACCGGCUAAAAAACCGGCUACUUUGAGGUUUGAGCCCUGUACUUUUUGGGAAAAGUGGGUAAAAAAUGGAAUGAAAGCCUGAAAUUGCCUACAAUACUCGAUUGCUAAGCUUCCUACUUUUACACCCUAGCUGUCUGCUUUAAAACUUAAUGAGAACCCUGGACUGUUUAUGACAAAGGCCAAAAUGUACGCCGUCUUGUUUUAAAACCUUGUAUAACAUUUAUUUAUUUAUUUAUUUAUUUAUUUAUUUAUUUAUUUAUUUAUUUAUUUAUUCAUAUUUAUUGCUUUUGUAUACUUGGAGUACAGUCAGAUUUCAUCGAGAAAAUCAAAUCAAUCGUGCUGGCAAUACCCUGUUUAUAAUUAGGACAGACUCUCACAAAAUUAUAUACCCUGUUCAGGAGAGACUCGCGCGAAAUUAUUUGUCCUGUUAAGGACAGACAGGUCAAAAACCAUACCAUGUCCAGCGGCACCUCACCGUCUAGGCCAUAUAAGGAAGUACAUCCCCGGGCACCAAUCACAGUUUAGACAGUGGAUUUUGGAAACGUUUUCUCAAAGACAUUGCCGUUGUAAUGGGUAAUAUAGCAGGGCGAACACACUUUUUGACUGGCGUUUUUUUAGCGGUCGCCUUCGUUGUCGCUUAAGCUUCUUAUUUUUUGGUGCGUCACGCAGUCCUCGUCUCCGGGACAAUCCAAAAGUUGAUUCUACGGAGGAAGCUAUUGAUAUCGGAUGUUUUUGUCUGUACUAAUGCAAUGAUAUUGUUUUCAGGAGCUUGUUUUAUCCCACGAGGAAGGAAGUUCUCCUGUUGAUGACGCUCUUUUGGAGGGUCAUUUAGGAGUUACUAGAGAACUUCUUCUCUUCCUGCCUGCUCAGAAGAAGUACGCUAUUGGCUCAGAAAAGGAUGGUUCUAAUCUCAUUAAGGUAAAUAUUACGCCGGUGCAAUUGCUUACACUGAGAGAUGAUUAAUUCAUUUCAGUGUCAUCUCAUGUUUUGAUUCGCUAUAUUUAUAGAGACCUAUUGAUUCUAAGACGAGGACGAGAUUUUCUUAAUACUAAAUAAGGCGCACGCCUGAACCAGCGUCAUUAGGGAACUAAGCACCAGACGUUCUUAGUACCACGGACACCAACCGGAAGUAUUUUUGCAGCAUGACAGCCACUGCGCAUGUCAAGACAUUCUUGAGCUGCGGAACGGACGCGAGUUCUCAGGUUGAAACCAGAGGUUCAAAUUCUGGGUUCUUCGAAGAGUAUUCGUCAUACAAAAGUAGAAGUUCUUCGUCUGAAAUCAUGUUUUCUUCGUAAGAAAGAAACAAAACUUAACGCAAAUCUUUGAAAGGCAUUUUUAACUGAAUUAUUCUGUCGGCGUUCGUGACGGUUUCACGUUGUUUUGCUUAAUGAUAUGCUUUUGGUACGCAAACCGCUUCCCCGAUCCAGUUCUGCGCGGCCAGCCAUGCCGUUCGUGAAUCAAGAACGUCUGGUGCUUAAGUUCCCUAUUAGUGAGUUUUCGCAGUAGGAAGAAGAGGACGGCAAAACGUUUGUGUUUAACAAACGUGGCAGGGAGAUAACUUGCGUUUUUUGUCGCGAUCUUCACUUAACAUUACUAUGUUCCUGUCUUUAUAGUAAAGAUCUAUCAAUAGGAAGGUGAAGUUUGGCGGAAAAUAAAAAUAUAUAUAAUGUCACGCUUGUCACACAAGGUUUUGGCGUCGUCUUUCCUCUCCCGUCCUGUUGCGUAAGCUCAUUUUGGCGAGAAAACGCAGUAGCCGUUGUCAUUCUACCCCGGGAUUAGCUAAAACGUCGUAGUGGCGGAAACAAGUUUUUUCUUUUGUGAUCGGAAGAUGGCUUAACCUCCUUCAACAAAAAUAGCAAUGCAAAAACUACAAUGAAGCUUUCCAUGAUAUAUAUUUAUAGAGAAUAGGUGAAAAAAACGUCAAGUUUUAUAAAUCUGGUCCUCUUCCUCGAAUCUAACGGUCUCUUACCAGUUUAGAGACUGCUUUGUGAAUCACACUAAACGAAUCAACUUUAUCUUCUUCACCGAUUAAACAAUGUGGAAAAACAAAUGGCAUCAUGCAAGAGUAAUGCCCAAGUUAAAGAGGUUUCUUUUAAAUGAGCAACCAUGGACAUGAUUUGUGAUUUGUACAUAUGAAAAAUUGUCUUUGGGAGAAGUAAAAAAUAUUAUCUUGUUUACUUGGCGCUGAUGUUGAGCUUAAAGUAAUACCAGUGUUUUGUAAUUUUUUUUCAGGAUCUUGUGGAGGAUUUUGUUUUUCCUGCUUCCAAACUUAUUGUUGAAGCCAGGAACGGCAGUGGUACGUGCGGCCCGUUAAAAAGUUUUCAUGUUGUUCAAAUUAUAAAAGGAAAGAAUUUUUCUUUGUGUGGUGUACCUCCAUGUUUUUUUUUUUUACUUUUGAAUGUAAUUUGGAAAGCGAGAAAAACGUGAAUAUAGUAGCGAUUAAGUAAUAGUUCAAAGACCACAAAACGAGUUCAAUAAUUCCAACCUACUGGUGUUAAUGUUGUUUAUGUUUAUUCGUUCAAGUAUUAUUGGGGAGGGAAAUCACACCAAUAGUUCAAAAGAACACCACAAUUGCUUUAAGUUGUAGGUAAUUAUUUCGAUCAUACAUCGGGGGCUUUCAGGGCUCGCAGAGGUCAUGGAAAACCUGGAAAGUCGAGAAAGUUUAAGAAUUUCAUUUUCCAGGCAUGGAAAGUCAUGGAAUUUAAUUGUCGAUUAUGGGAAGUCAUUAAUUAAUUGAAUUGAAGUUUGAUAGAUUAGUUACUGCAAAUGUCAAAGCAAGGACAUGUAAUUUUAAAGAAAUGCAAUUUACGUAUCGUAGUACGAACGGCGCACGUUAUGGUGGACACCAGAGUUUGUCUGUUGAACUUAUUUAGGUAAAAAAAAAAUAAUAAUACGAAAAACAAAAACAAGAAUAGUUUUGCAGAAUUUUGAAAAAUAUCGAGAGUGACAGCUAUAUCUUAAUUCAUAGAAAAGUGGAAAACGUCAAGGAAAAGUCAUGGAAAGUCACGGAAUUUGAAGAUCAUAAAAGGGCACGUGACCUGUACAUUCACUGCCUCAAGGAAAUUAAAUCAUUUCAGAUACCAUUGGUCGAAAGCAUGUAUAUUGUAUGUAUUUUUGUAUUUUGCCAGAUGAAGUGUGGAGUAAGCGAGUUACACCAAUCUGUUCCACCCCGCAAACACUUGUUGCUGCAUUUGAUCUCUUGGUUGCCCUGUGUCGAGGAUGUGUUCAAAACCUUAAAGUCUUGUCCGACAUUCUUUGUGAUUUCUACUACUCUGGUAAAUAAUCUCUGUAGUUAGAGAGUUUCUCACAGUGUUUUUCAGCGUUGAAUUAAUAAACAAACUAAACGUUGAUGAUAAACAAGUUAAAAUGGUAAAGUUUUUAGCAUUUUUGAAACGUAGUCCUUUGGCAGUCGUUUACUUUUUUUUCAGUCUUGUGAUUUAUUGCUGCACCUUUUUUGUGACAGUUUAUUAGCAGGCGACAGGAGGAGCCCGCAAUCUUAACCUACACGUUGCUAUUACGCAUACUUGGCACUUAUGUUGCCAAAAAUGUUUGGACUUCCACUUACGGAGAUGUUACACGGAACGAUUCACAGCGCUCCAACAUUGUUGCGAGAUUGUUUCAAAUGGUUGCAACACUGUUCCAACAUUGCAACGCUGUGUUGCGCUAAAAAUCGUCGUUACGAAUCGUCCCGUGUAACAUCACCUUUAGAAUGAAUGGAAUGCGUAGAACGCAAUCUGUAUUCUCCGUGAUCACGCGCGUUUUAAGCUCGGCUAUCAACUUAGGCAAAACAUCAGCACUGGAGCAAGAGCGUUUUGACUUUCGAUUAGAGGCCUGAAACUCGCCCGUACCCCCUAACCUUUGGUUAUUACCAGCUCACUAAGAUCAAUAUCUACUCUCUAUUCUAGCUUUGAUGGUUCAUCUUUUUUCCCUUCUCGUCAGGUGAGGAUGCCGUCUUGAACGAGUGGGAACAUCUUCCCCCUAUCGGACCACGCCCAUAUAAAGGAUAUGUGGGACUCAAGAAUGCCGGGGCUACGUGCUACAUGAACUCAGUUAUUCAACAGGUAGGUAUAUUAAGGCUCUCUAAGGCAAGUGCAAACACGUUUUGUUAUGAGGGGAGUAUCAUGAGAAUCUUCCCAAUAAUGUGUAAAGUACGUUUGAAUUUAUGCUCGGUGAGGCAAAAGAUGGCCAAAAGAAAGGCAUUGGUUCAUUCUUCAAGGUGUAAUCAAACCAUGUUCAAUAAUUUUCAAGUACCGUAUUUAUUCGAUUAACUGGGCGGUUACUAAAUUUUUGGACCUUGAGAAUGGGCGCUUAUUCGAAUAAAUACGGUAAUUGUGUCCACUUCCGAGUUUCCCCGGGCCUCUGUAUCAAAACGAGGUUAAGUGCUCAGCCUUUGGUAUGGAAAUAAUUUUUCAUUCUCAUGCAAAUAAAACUCAUUUUCACGUCAAAGGUUGUGCACUUGGCCUCAUUUUGAAAGUGGGGGGUUUUGGAACUCGAAAAAAUCCCACGAAAUUGGUUAUAGCUGAGCGAGGAUGAUGUUUCGUCAGUCAGUGACACAAAUGACUCGGAAAAAAAUCCCUCGUCUCCUAACAGGAGUGGAGCUAGGACCUGUACCACUUCUACUUAAAUACUCUUUAACGUUUUCGCAUCCAAAAGAGAUGAAUAAUGCAAUGAGAAGAACACGUUUUGGGCCAAAGUAAACUACUAGGUAACUCGAAUAAUUGUGCUUACCCCAUAGAGCCCUUUUUAUACUUGGGCUCACAGCCACCUUGGCUCUCUCCUUGUUAACCCUUUAAGUCCUGAUAUCCACAUACAAAUUCUCCAAACUGAUCUCCAUAGAUUUCCUUAAUCCUUUCACUAACAAAUUUAGCAAUAAAGCAAAUUCGACCAAAUGUUCAAAUUUCAUUUUGUGAAAUAUUGACAAACAGAUAGGACCAUGAGUAAGUUCAGGCAGAGAGGUUUCAUUUGAAUGGUCACAUCAUAGGAUUUCAUCCGUAGACUCAAAAGUUUGAGUCACCUUACAAAACUCCAUCAAACACUUCGGUAGUGAAAGGGUUAAAGAAAUAGUGGAGAGAAUUUGAUAAAAGGUCAAAGCAUUUUCCCUGAGGUGAUCAUUUUUUAAAAUCUCAUAACCUUUUCUUUUGAUAAUGUAUUGAUGUUCUGAGGAGAAAGUUGAUGUUGAUCACUCUUGGGACUGAAAAGGUUAAGUGUUCUACUCCCCGUUCCAGUUGUUUAUGAUACCUGAACUGCGCGAGGGCGUGCUGGAGGUGGACGGAGCUGCAACAAAAGAAGACGAAGAUGGAGUUGAUGUGGAAGAGAAAUCGGAGAGCGAGAACACUAUCGACACUGGGUAUCAGUCUGAGGACAGUAGGGAGAAUGACAAAGAAAUCGAGGCAAAAGACCAAGAAGAGAAGUUAAAGAGAUAUCAAGUUAGCGUGCUAAAUCAGAUUCAAUUCAUCUUUGGACAUCUUGCCCAGAGCCAGUUACAGUUCCACGUUCCUCAAGGAUUUUGGAAAACGUUCAAGUGAGUUUUAUGCGUAAUUUGAUUUUGUAAAAUGGUGGAAGGCAAACAGCCUCACAAUGCUUUAGUUAUAAAAAAAUCUCUUAAUCGGGUUUAAGAAUGUUAUCUACAUACUCAACGUUAGAGUGACUUUGUACCUAAGACAAAAAAUACUACUCAGUAUCUUUCAUUUGAAUGGUUACACUUGAGGAUUUGAUCCGCAGACACUUAGAACCACCUUCCACAGCACAUUAAACAGUACCACUGGAAAAUUACUGCCCAGUAGUUUUCAUUUGAAUGGUAACAUUUCAAGAUUCCAUCCACGGACUCAUAAGUUAAAACUACCUUGUACAGCACAAUAAACAGUACAACAGGGAAGUACUGCUCAGUAGUUCUUGGUCGGCACGAUUUGAAAAUGACUGGAAUAGAUUCUUUACGAUCUUUUUCGCUUUUUUGACGAUGAAGCGUUAAGAACUUAAUGAUUUGCUAAUCAAGUUUUGUUCUUGCCUUUUGACAGACUCUGGGGUGAGCCCGUAAAUUUACGCGAACAACACGAUGCCUUGGAGUUUUUCAACAACUUGCUUGACAACCUAGACGAAGGCCUAAAGGCGUUAAGCAGCAAGCCACUGUUCUCUGACAUACUGGGUGGUAGCUUUGCUGAUCAGAAGAUCUGUAAAGGAUGUCCUCAUAGGUAUGAAUACCCUUUCUAUUGUUAUGUCACUGGCGUAUUUCCUCUUAUAAGUCCCAUUCUCAACUUUGGAAACGAAAGGGGAACUGGGGCCGAAAUGCGUCCCGCAAUUCUUGUUGGGAUCGUUACUGGGAACGCGUUGUCCCUAGUAACAGCCCCAGAAAUCUUUGCGAAAGUUAGCUCGAUCCAGUUCUCUUCUCGUUCUUAAGUGGCGAAUUGGGAGAUUCGAGUGGCGAAUUGGCAAAUUCAAGAAAGCAAGGAUCCAACACUUCUGCUGCCUGGUCAUCAAAAUUAACUUGCGAUCAUCAGUUAUGAAGUCCAAACAAUUGCUUGUGAGGUGACGUCAUCUUUUUCAUUGUACCCAGUCCACUCUCUCUCUGAACGUGCGCCCAGUGUUGGUCCUUGUUGUUCUUCAGUAGUCUUUUAUUACUAGGGAACUUACGCAACAGGACGGGAGAGGAAAGAAGCGAGCAAACCUAGUAUCUAACUCGGAAACCUAACGGUUUACCUGUAAUGUAUUUUUAGUUUUCCUUUUAUUAUACUGCAUGUAACUGACCGUUAGACUAAAACGGGAAAGCGCGCGGAAAGGACUAGACUCGACUUCCGGUGCCCAAUUUGCCUUUCUGCCAUUAGUCAAGCCAGUUGUUUGAUUUGUGCGCGCCGUCGUCAGCUGAUGUCCCCGUUCUGUUGCUAAAUCAGCCUCUGUCUAUAAGGCGGACACCUUAUGUACACGGAUAUUUACUGCCGGCCCCAAAGGCGUCCGUCUCAGAGGGAGCUUUCUGUGUCGUUCUUCAGCGAAAACUUGGUUAAUCUGAAUUAUAUUAUUUGUGAUGUUUGCCGAUGCAGGUAUUCCCGCGAGGCUCCAUUCAUUGCACUGAACGUGGACAUACGCAAUCAUCACAGCUUAGUGGACUCGUUGGAGCAGUUUGUCAAGGGUGACUUACUUGAAGGCGCUAACGCGUAUCAUUGUGAAAAGUGUGACAAGAAGGUACCUUACUGUUGUAUUCCAGCAUGUUCCUUGUUCUAAAGUUAACCCUAAGUAAUUUUCAUUUAUUUUUAUAUUUCCGUAUUAUUUUUAUUGCUUUUUCAGGUUGAUACAGUGAAGAGAAUGUGCAUAAAGAAGCUCCCCAGAGUGUUGGCUAUUCAACUCAAGCGCUUUGACUACGACUGGGAAAGGUAACCUUUUAACUCCUUUAGUUUCUUUCUCGAGACAAAUUUUGAGAGUCCUGUGCUCGCAAGCUCUUAAUUUACUCCCAAACCUGCAUCAAAGGUACUUCAAAGUGUUCGGAAUGUAUCCGCACCACGCAUGAUUCAGUCUUUCAAGGUGAUGUUACACGGGGCUAUUCGCAGCGACGAGUUUUAGCCCAGCACAGUGUUGCUAUGUUCGAACAAUUCUGUAACUAUUAGAAACAAUGUCGCAACAAUGUUGCAACGCUGUGUCGCGGCUAAAAUCGCCGCUGCGAUUCCUCUCAAAGUAUACGGCUGCGUUGGUAUUGAAACCUUGUGAAAUUAGUAACGAUGGAGAAAAACUGCAUUAACAAAACUGAGGCAUAUUCAAGAAAUUUCGCUUUAUGGUGCGAGAGGCUUGUAAGUUUGUAUCUCUCUGGCGUUGCGUGACAAAAUAUUUAUUCAGCGGUAUACAUGCACAGCUCAGGUAAGCACUGAAUGAAGGAAUGCCAUCUUCAUUCUUUUGUCUUUCAGGGAGUGUGCGGUUAAAUUCAAUGACUACUUUGAGUUUCCCCGUGACAUUGACAUGGAACCGUUUACAGAACUUGGAUUAGCCAAACUUCAAGGUAAGUCAUUAGUCUGAAAUGUCUGCUAUCCCUUCGGAAGUCUAAUACGGAGUAUUAAAAUCUCUGUUUUCAAAAAUAUACGGAUACUUGUCGACGGGGUCUUAUUUUUACAAGUUGUUAUCUUGAAAUAUAACUUUUUUUCAAGGCGAAAUGACAGAGGACACCAUUGAAUAUGUAUCUGAGGAGGACAAGAAGAUUAAAGAAGUGAAAAGCACAAAGUUUCGCUUGGUGGGCAUCUUAGUUCACAGUGGACAAGCGAGUGGGGGACACUAUUAUUCUUACGUUCUUCAGAGGUACUAGUCAUUUGAGAGCUUUAGAUUCUAAGACGAGUACCACUACAAGAACGAGAUUUUCUCAAUAGACUACUAGGUAGUGCACGCGCGCGAACCAACGUAAUUUUGGUGGGAAAAUGUGGUAGCCGUCGUCAGUCUACUACGAGUUUUAGCGAGAAUAGACACCUUUAGAUUCUAAGACGAGUACGACAACGAGUAUGAGAUUUGACUUAAAGCUUUUUCGCGUAUUCUCAAAAUAUAGACUCACCGGAAAGCUUCAUUUUACCAUUUUUCACGAGAAAAGUUAGCACUGUUACCUUUAGUGAAGGAGGUUACACCCUCCCCGAUCGCAAAAUGAUAAAACUUCUAACAUUUGAUGACUUGUUAACGCCACUUCGACAUUCUUGCUAAAACCCUUAGUAGAAUGACGACGGCUAUUACGUCCCCCCCCCCCCCCCAAAAAAUGACGCUAGUGAACGCGUGAGCAAUACUCAGUAUUGAGAAAAUCGCGUACCCGUAGUCGUCCUCGUCUCAGAAUCUAAAGCUCUCUAAUAAACACAAUGGGUCUGUUAUUUAAACGAAGUCUAACUUAGGCUGUGGUUUAAGAAAUCAUUGGACCCCCAGAUCUCUUUCUUAGUGGAUUAAUUUAAAAAAAAUAAGUGCUUUUCUAGGCUACACUAUAUGCUUGGUGGUGUUUAGUUAAAAACAUUGGGCAAUCUGAAAAUCGCUUAGAACGCGGUCUUGUUGAAGAGGAAAUGAACUCCGUUUAAAUAAGCGGCACACUCUCUUCAUGGUGAAUUGGGGAACAGUGAUGGCGCAGUGGUGACUUCAAGCCUUGUCUCCCAAUGCUGUGCUCUGAGUGCGAAUCCCAGAGGUUGCGCCGUUGCGCUGCCAAGACAGUCAUCAAAUUUAGUUAUUCUUUUGCCUUCAUGAUAAUUGGCCCUCGAUGCGUCGUUUCAAGGUAAAAUUUCUUUGAAUUCUGAAAGUAAAAUCGAGGCAAAGAGGGCCAAUUGACAUGAAUAUAAGUAAAAAGUAGUAUUGCCAAAAUUUUGAAAUAAGGUGUAAACGGUCGAUAGUGAACAGUAGUAUCCCGGCAUUCCAUUAUUGGUAACCAAACGUUAACUUAUGGUCUGGAUAAAGUUACAAAAAGGUAAAAAAGAUACAUUUUUAGGUAGUCUUAGAAAAAACGAAGUUUUAUUUAAUUUACGCUCAAUGUAGGGUUAUAAUGAUUAACAGUGAUUAUAACAGGUACCUAAAUGGCUUGUCGAUGAGUAAAAAGUAGUGUGAGAGAAGUUUGCACAGAGAGGCCCGGGAAUGGUAGCCAAUGAUUACGAAAGGGAAAUUUGUGAUGGCGUCUUAUGUGGGUUGAGUUUAUUGCUGGUUCUCGCUUUUAGUUGGCCGUGCUGCGAGGGUUUUCCCUUGGGCACUCCGGGUCCCCCCCAAAAAAAAAAAAAAAGCCAGUAUUUCGAAAUUCCAGUUGGAUCUGGAAUGGUAGAUCAAGAACAACCUCGUAGGUUUACUACUAUUUAAUGAUUAUCUAUUUAUAUAUUUGUUUUUAUCUCAUUUGUUAUCCAUUUUAACAAUUUUUGCCUCACUUGUAUAAAUCAGAGGUGCUAUUUUUAUAACCUUGCCAGAAAAAUAUGACCAUUAUCACCUUAAAAAUGAGGAAAUACUCGUGGUUAACAUUUCCACCUUGUUAAACUCAUCGUGGAUUGAAAACGUAGGUAAACAUAUUUAGUUUAGGCUAUGAGUACCUGAGUCCCAUUUUUUUCCUCACGGUUAGUGGAGCGAGCGAGCGAGUGACAUGCGUCAACUUGCGUGACAUCGACUUCCGUGACAAGAGGCAGAGAAAAGAGAUAGGCAAUCCCUUGUCACCUUAUACCACAAGCACAUAGCCUGCCUUACACUCCUUCUUAUAUUUUGAUAGUCAAUUUUUUGUUCUUUUUGUUGUUGUUGUUUAGAGUGUGUCCCGACUUGGCCCCGAAAUGGUUCAAGUUUGACGACGGCGAGGUCUCAGAAUGCAAAAUGGAUGACGAUGAGGUACUUGCGACUUGCUGAUGUAGUUAUUCUAGACUACGAGCAGUCUCUCUUUUUUCUGUAGUCCGUCGAGCAAAACGCGGGACACGCAAAUGGCCACGCGUGUGACUGAUGGCGCGAGACGGGGGAGACUGCCGCCCUCGUUUCGCGCGUCUCGCGGCUUCGCCGCUCCCGCGCGCGUGCAUUGCUCUCACUAAAUCCAGUACUAUCCUGCUCUAAAUCUGACGAAAAAGAGAGGCCGUUCGCAGUCUAUAUUCAUUUAGUUAUUCAUUCAUUUGUGAUUUCCUCUCUUUCUUUUCUGUUCAUGAGUUAUACUUUUGCGUCGCAGUGUUUCUUUUGGUAGCUGAUGGUGUUUCUAAUUGAUUAACAGGAGUUGAAGACUCAGUGUUUCGGUGGGGAGUACAUGGGAGAAGUGUUUGACCACAUGCUAAAAAGGUGCGUCCUAUCCUCGAUGUGCUGCUGUGACCAUUCCAUAACGUUAAAAUGGCUCUGAUCAGAUCAGUGAAUUAACUCUCCAUUCUAACUCAAAAAAACUAGAAAUUCAGGGCUGUCGGUGCAACAUUGCCUGCAAAUGCGAGCAACUUAUUUUUUAAUCCUCGUGGCUACACGCUACUACAUUUAGUGCAGCAUAUCUUGUUGCACGUGAAUGAAAAUUUUCAAAACUUUCAUUCACGUGCGACCUUUCAUUUAUCGUAUUUAAUUUGUUUACGCAGGUAGAAAUAACGCGACAGUGGAAAACCACCUUAUUUCAUUUUCAAAAUGACGGGUCCUAAGGAAACCAUGCUUACUGAUUAAGGUUUAACAAACUCAAACGGUUUGGGCGAAUGUUUUUUCGUCAGUGAGAAUACAAAAUUAGACAAACGUUAUUUGCCUGUGGGAUGAUUGUGAUUUUCCUAAUAUAAUUUGGUAGCACACAGGGAUUUAAAUAGCAUUUCUCCUCUCUUUGCUCCGGUCCGCCUUAUUUUAUCUUUUUGUUUCAUGCCAUAGCCAAUGUCACUUACUUAUUGUCUUUGUCAGGAUGUCCUAUAGAAGGCAGAAGAGGUGGUGGAACGCUUACAUGCUCUUUUACGAACGUCUUGAUGUCAUGGACACAAACAGAAGAGUUGAUGUGGACAGAAGUAAGUUGCUUGCCGUUUGUAAAACGGAAAGAGAUUUUGUAAGCACCAAACAGCUCUACUUCUAAAGCUCGUUAAGAAUUCAAAAGCCAGUGAAAGAGGAAAUCAUGGUCUGUGACUUGUUUGUUGUGAAUUUUUAGGACUUUUUGAUGUGUAACCACCAUGCUAUACUGUUUUUGUUUUUAUCAAGGAAAUAACCAAAUGUUUAUUUUUUUUUUUUGCCUUCUUCAGACUGCAAAAUGCCAGCUGUGAUUGAGAGAGCGGUUCGUAAACAAAACGUCCACUUUCUCCACAAUCGAAUUCAGUACAGUGUGGAAUUCUUCCAGUUCAUGAGAAAACUGGCUACUGCUAAUGCUGGAUUAGAAAAUUCGGUACGUGAAGACUUCUGUUGCUUUAGCUAUUGCUUCUUAGAUGGUCAAGCUAAUAGUUGAGUUGUAGAACAAACGAAUUUGUGUUUUCUGCACUGGCUCAGUCCGAGUACAUGCACACGGCGCGUUAGAAUUCUCUUUUCCCCCUGUUUUCCUGCAAAUCCGGGUAUGUGUCAUCACUUAACUUAUAGAGUCUAGACGCUGAGCAAUGUGUUGCUUAUUCCUGCUUAACGGCGUUUCUAAACAUCUUUUAAAAGUUUAUAAGCCGAACUGGAUAUAAGUCCCUUCUUUUAUAAGCAAACCCAAGACCCUUUACGAAGUUGUGUAAGCCUAGCGUAACCACGGAAAUUUCACUGUAUUUGUUUGGUAGAUAAAAGUAAAAGUGUGGACGCAAUCCGAUUGAAGCUUAACUGUAAUGGGUUCGUUUACUUACAGGCUGAAAUAGAGCAGUUGUCUAUGAUCAGCAUUCAGCUAGUUUCCAAGUUUCUUUUCACGACUGGGUUCCGCACGAAGAAAACCGUCAGGUAAUGACGUAAUACAGUCGACUCCCUUUAUAGCGGACACUUUAGGGGCCUUGAGUUAGUGUCCUCAUUAGCGAGAGUCCGUAAUUGCUGGGGUUUUUUUCAGUCAAACGUCUGUAACUUAUUUUUACCUGGGAUUUAGCUGCUGUCCGUAUUAUCGGGGUGUCCGUUAUAACGGGGCGUCCGGAAGGCGAGAGUUGACUGCAGAGACCAUUAGAUUCGAGGCGAGAGCGACUACUAUUACGAGAUUUGACUUAAAGUUUUUUACUCGUAUUCUUAAAAAACAAGACACGCCGGAACUGGCUUCAUUGUACUUUUUUCACUAGAAGAGGUAGCAAUGUUACCUCUAUACGCUCUUCUCACGUGUGGUAAUAUGCCCGUCUAACCUCGUUUUUGAGUAAAAAGUCCUUUGAAAUGCUAAUCAGACGACGUUUUCGUAUUUGAAUUUCAAAAGAAUUUUUACCCGUAAACGAGGUUAGACGGGCAUAUUACCAUAAGUGAGAAGAGCGUAUUGAAGGAGGUUAAGCCCUCUCUCGACCGUAAAAUAAUAAAACUUCUAAAAUUUGAUAACUCGCUUCCGUGACUACGACAUUCUCGCUAAAACUCUCAGUAGAUUGACGACGACUAUUACGUUUUCUCGCCAAAGUGAUGCUCAUUCCAGCGUGAGCAAUACUCAGUUUUGAGAAAAUCUCGUACUCGUAGUCGUCCUCGUCUUAGAAUCUAAAGGUCUAAUACAACUAUUCUUGUUUAAAGUGGCGUUCAGUGGUAUGGUGUAUGGCUGCAUAUCCUUCUUACCACUGGCUCUGAAUUAGCCAGACAAAUACUUAAAAUUGAAUCAUAUACCUCUUGUUAUUAAGCAAGUCCUCGUGGAAAAACUAAGCAACGAGCUGAGCUUUUUCCUUUCGGAUUCCAAACCCGAUGUCAUAGCUGGGAAACAUUCCAGCAGCACUCCACUGAUGACACGCGCAAAAAGUUUGGAAAUUCGCCGCAAAAUAGGCAGUUUUAUACAGACUGUAUCUUAUUUUCUAUAUUCAGUCUCUGGUGCUACGCAUACGUAACGGUCCAUAUUGCAGUGCUUGAAGAAACUAAGCUAGUGUUAUUUCCACGGUCUAGUAGCUAAUCAUAGCGCGUAAACUACACAAUCGUUUGAUUUGAGGUUUCAACAGUAAAUUCAACCUUGUGUUAAGUAAGGCAAACUGUCUGAUGAAAACAGGUUGCCAAUCAAAUAUAGGUGAAGACGGCAAUAAACAUAAGCUCGGCAAGACUUAUUAAAAGGGAAACGCUACAAUUGAAAUUCAAUAGAGGUAUCCGCCUAAUUGAUUUCGACACUUUAGCAAGUGACCUCUCGAUGAAGGAUGACAGCUGCCUUAUUACAGAUUUGACUGUAUGUUGUACUCCUUACAGAGGUCCUGCUGGUGAGUGGCAUGAUGCUGUGUGUAUGUUACUCAGACAAGGCAAAGCAGUGAGGGAAUGGUUCGCUAAGUAUAUGCUGUUCUCCUAUCCUGACCGCUUCUCAGAGUAUUUGCUAGAGUGCCCCAGUGGAGAGGUGAGAUAACAUAUAAUGUAACAGUGAACCCUAUAUUACUCUGUUAAUUGGACAUCGUCGGGGCGAAAUUUCGGCUUGUACCCUGUGUCGUGCUUGUAAACUUAACCCUUUUAGCCCCAAUAUCCACAUACAAAUACUCCAAACUGAUUUCCAUACGUUUCGUUUAAGAAGUACUUGAGAUAAUUUGGUAAAAGAUUAAGGCAUUUUCCCUGUGGUGAUCAUUUUAUUGAUUCUCGCAACCUUAUCUCUUGACAAUGUAUGGACAUUGUUAGGAGUAAAUUGAUGUUGGUCACUAUCGGGACUUAAAGGGUUAAAAGUAGUACUUCAUUCUAAGAUAAGGACUGUCCACGUAGCAAAAACUAAAAUUCAAAAAAUAAACCAUCUCUUUACCUGCGUGACAAGUUUCUGGGACGCCAUUGUAAUCUCGCACGAUUUAAAAACGUAACAAUUCAAACUUGCUCAACUGAAACUUUGCACAGAGAUAACAGCUCUGGAGGAAUUUUCUCUGAGUUAAUGAUUACGUCACGUAUAAAUCACCAUUGCUGCUCUCUAUCAGAGUUUGUUUUAAUCUUUACCAGGUAUUCAACUUGAUUAUUGCCCACCUACCCCUCCCCUUAGCCAACAUUUUGCCCUAAGUGAGAAGUAAGUGUUAAUGUGGGCUUACGGGAGGGAUAGGUGGGCAGUUUCCCAGAAACGUAUAAUUAUCCCAAUUGUUUUGCUGCUAGGCAUAUGUAGCUCAUUACUUCACUUACGCCCAAAUUUCAAACUUUUCGCCUCAGUAGACAUCAUUUCGCAUGUGUGAAGGUGCUAUCGUUUUGACCAUUUCAAAAAUGACCAAAUAUGGCCAUUUCAACACCAGUAAACAAACCUUCUGUUUUCGAAUUUGAUCCUCUUUUCUUGAUACGUACUUCAUACGAGAUAUUUUAUUUUCACCUGAAGAUAUAUUUAUUCAUAUUUUUAAUUUUUUUCUUCGGAUUGUUAAAUUUUAUUCUGGUGACAUUCUCAUGUUGUAGGUACGAAGUGCUUUUGCCAAAACUCUGGUGUUCUUAGCGCACUUUUCCCGUCAAGAUGGACCGUGUUCUCCUUACCCAGAGAGUAUUAGACACGAGACUGGUACGUUCACUUGGUUUUUGAUAAACAGUUUGUUGGUUGGGAUGGUAUAUGUGGCACGUAGGGCACUUGUGUGUUUGCUUAGUUCACACGAGCAGAUUACCCGUGAUGUCGAAUACGCGCGGAAAGACUUCAUUUCUGCGAUGCUCUUUGCCUUUUGUUGCACUUUGCGGUGUCAUGCUUGCAAUUGGCGCGUUUUCUAUACCAUAAUCAUCAUAUAGCAAAACUCGUUGGUCAUACAGGGGCUCCCCCUCGGUCGUCAUUAGUCAGACAAUUUUAAGAUGGCUUCGAUUGUCGGCGUCGCGUCAGAGGCGUAUCUCGAUCGCCUGAACAUAUUUGGGGAAGUCUUAGCGGAAUAUUUAUUUAAGGUCGCAACUUUUUUAUCAGGGUCUCUCGGACGAAAAAAAGAGAGAUCCCUGGUAACAAGGUUGAUAAGAUUCAGGUUGAUAAGCACAGUUGACAAAAAUUGGUCAUCAUCACGACAUCUCUUUUUCUUCUCUCUGCUGGGCUUACUCUUUGAGGCCACAAAUUAGCAGCUCCCAAAGUUUACACUUCGCUUUGCAUGCAAAUAUCAUCCUUUGCUUAUGUCAAUGCAAAUGGGAACAGCUGCUUGAGAUUGCACGUUUGUCGCAAGUGAGACGCAGACGUGAGCAGUAGUUUGGGUUUCCCAACCAUGCUACGAACACUCUUAUGUGACAACGCGAAAAUAUGUUUGAACGGUUUCUAGUUUUUGCUCAAAAUUCCCUUCUGUUUGUAGUAAUGCUUAAGUUAUUUGUUUGUUUGACAGAGCUUGACAACAAAGCAACACUAAGCGACCAUAUCUUAACAGCUGUACUGGGCCUGUUAAAGAAAGAAGUUCCCGAACAUGGCCGCCAUUUACAACAAUACUUUCACUUCUUUCUCAUGUACUCUAUGAUAGGACCUCCUGAGGUAUGUAUCCUAAUUUCUGUACAAUUGACCUGACCGUCGCGAUCGUCUCAAUCGCUACUGAAUCGCUGCAUUGGUCUAAAAGGAAACUGGUCGUUUCGAUACAAGUCGUUUCCGUACGAACUCAAGCAGUGAAAUUGCACUAAAAUUUGGAUCACUUCAAGUAAAGUUUGCAAUUGAACAAGAAAAACAUUUUGGGUGAAUAUUCUUCGUUCUUUAAGGCAAGGAAUUAGCCUAUAUCGAAACGACUUUGUACCGGCCGGUAACCGUCUAAAAAAUGUUUGAGGCGAUAUAGAUGUUGGGCAGGAAGCCACCUUUAGCAAAGACGUUUUUGAGUCACGCACUAAUCGUCUCCGUAAGAGAAAAGACACCUGGCAAUACCAAUUCUUUUAGUCAAGGUUUUGUUAAAAGGGAUCAGGCCUCACUUCCGUUUGACAUGCUUCGCACCAAACCGCCCUUACUUAAGCACACUACUAGUUUCCUUUUUAUCCAGACGAUUGCGAUCGUCCCGUUUCUUCCCCGCCUCAUCACUGCUUACUGUUAUUUAUACUCGCGCAUAUCGGAACGAAUUUUGCCGCUUAUUGAUAAAUUUGUCACGCGAAGACUGCUCAUGCACCCUGGGUACAAGAGAUCUUUUUUUUUUUCUCAAGUGCGGCGGGGUGUCUUGUUGUCGGCUGCAGACCGACAAAUCUUCGGUCAAAGGUCGAAGUCACGAAGUAUUCCCAAGUUCAAAUCUUCGGGACCACGCUUGUAAAUAGCCAACUGGUUCGCCUUCGGCCAGGUGGGAUUCUUUACCCGUUUAUGUUUGAUUUAAUUCAUUUGUUUCAGGAAUUUACUUGGCCCCACUAGCAUUAGUGCUAUAAAUACUGCCGAGGGUAAACAACGAAAUUUCAUUUUAUUUUAUUAACACCUGACCGAACGAGGAAACCGCGCAUGAAAAGUCUCUGGCACCCUGAGUAUUGUGGAGAGGCCGUGCUUGAUAAUUUUUAGUACAUACGUUUUGCUCGUUAAGGAAAUAUCUCAUACUUCUUUCUUCGUAUAUUUUUCUCCUGGCAGCGGUUACAGCUUCUUCAACUUGGUGUUCCCGCCACUUUCAUGCUGGUGGCGCUGGAUGAAGGCCCAGGCCCCCCAAUUCGGUACCAGUACGCUGAACUGGGUAAACUCUACUCGGUUGUGUCUCAGUUGGUCCGCUGCUGUGACGUUUCUUCGAGAAUGCGGUCUUCCUCUCAAGUAAGCUGGGCUAUAUAUAUGUGUUACUGAGUAAGCUUUUUCGUUUAAGAUAGCUGGUUAUUGACCAAGUUGUUUUAUUGCGUUUCCAUGGACCGCAAAUAAAAAAAGCGCAAAAAAGAACGCUUCUUUCUGCAGUGCGCUUGUGAAUUUUGAAAAUUCAAGUUAAACGGUGACCUUUACAUUGUUUCCUUUAUUAACAGGGAAGCAAACCAAAACCCAACCCAUUUGGCGAAGGACCUCCUCUCAUGGAGAUACAGCCUCUGGUCGCUGAUAUCUUGUUUAACAAAGCUACGUAAGUUGGUUCUCUUGUAUUCUUCUUGGUGGUCCUGUGUCAUGUUAAUUUUGCUAGCGGAGCUACGAAAGUUGGUUGUCCAGUAUCGUCACCAAAGCCACACAAAAAAGUUGUCAUCUGGUUUGGUAUGCCUGUGACACGCCCGUGUUACGAUAUUGCAAGCUGCGAAAGUUUGUUUUCCUCUGAUGUAGUUCAAUUUCAUCCUGAAAGUUCGAGUUUUCCCCCCUUUAUUUUAAGUUUAUUGUCAUUGGUUAACAUAAGAAAAAACAAGACAAAAUAUAUUUAAGUUAAACUUGAAAGAGUGAAAUUUAAUAUUAAUUUUUAAGCGGAAUAGGUUGUUUAUCUUUUAACACAUGGAUACCGUGUGUUACAACUGCUCUUGAUAUAUUACUACCUGUAAGUUAAUAUUGAUUAUGUUAAAUACUGAUGGUGAAAUGGUUACACAGAUAUUUAAAGAAAGUCAUUGAUGACAGCACUACAUCAGAAGAUACAGUGAAACUUUUGAAAGUAAGUGACAAAUCUGUUGUGGAGAAUGGUAAAAAUAAUCAGUUCAGUAUUCAGGACUGAAUUUCAGUUCAGUAAUUGCGUUCGACGCCAGGAAAACGCAACUCCUAAUCUUGGAUAUUUUGUAGCUCUCGGUCCGUCCACGGUCUCCUGCUUUGCAUUUCAUCCUCAAUAUCUCUUGAUAUCAGAACACUGAACCCCCUUUUGCCUAGCAAGUUCUUUUCCGUUCACUUAAAGUUUGAGAUAUCGUCGGGUAUAAAUUUUCCUUUUGGAGAUGUCUUCAAAUUUGCACUUGCGAUCAAAAGAUACUUUAAUCUCGAAUGCACUCUAUAUAUUAGCUAUAGAGUGUAGCUACUCUAAAAUUCGAGUUAAAAUAAAGGUUAUGUAUGGUUAUGUAUGUAUGUCCGUUUAAGUUCCGACGUGGGGAAUGCAUUCUUAAUUGUAUGUGAAUUUAUGUGUUUUAGCUCCUGAAAAAAAACGUGUAUUUACUAUUUCUUUGCAGUUUUGCUGUUGGGAAAACCCGCACUUUUCCCGCGUGGUGUUGAGUGAGCUUCUGUGGCAGGUAAGUUCUGAACCUCUAACUUCUUUCACACUUAUGUCUGCGAGCUGCAGAGAAAACGGUCAGGUCCACAUUCAUUACUAACUACGUCUGAGAGAUCAUUUGCCUUAUUGAAUUCUUAAAAUGACUCAAAGUGCUUGCAUUUCUUGAGUCCCGGGGUAGGCGGCGCCACAGUGUCGGUUAAUAGAGUGCUUUCCGUACGUUACAGUAUUAAAGCGUGGUAUGACGAAUACCGAACUUUUUGACCAGCUUUUCAGCAAGACAACGGGCAUUUUACAAAUACAUCUACUUAUCUCAAAAGAAUCUCUACAGUCUUCAAAAACUACUCACGUCUGUAUUAAGAACCCUCGGAAAGUAUUCCCAUUCAAGGUAUUUCCGUGCCUGGGCAGCGACUUUGAACAAGUAGUCUACACUAAAGAUUGGUAGUAUUUUUAAUAGAAUAGUACUGGUAUUUUUGAUGUCUUAGUAUUUAUUUAAUAUUUACCGUUAUUUUUUUGCUUUGUUACUUUGUCUUUAAUUAGAAGGUAUGCUAAAGUACUUUGACACACAAACAAAGUUAUUGUCACCAGCACACCCUUUCGAGUGCAAGCAGUGUUUUCUCUUUUUUUCUCUGCCCUGCCGUGAAAAUGAAGCAGAGGAAGAACUUGGACACAUGAUUAGCAUCUCGUGACCGCAAACUGCAAUGUGCCCGGUCUUUAAGCCAGAGCGUUGCCGAAAAAUGUGUGAAAGAUAUCCCUGUUUUUUUUUUUAAACGCCCUCAUGGUCACGUAGGAUGCGUUGAUGCAGGACGUGUGUCACAUAUAUGAAUCAAGUGAAUGGCCUCACCUGCGAACGCUGACGUAUUUCCGGUUCUGCCUUCUCGCCACCGAAAAGUUACUUUUCGGUUGGAGAGAGAGUCAAGAGAAGCAACGACCGGAAGUAUGUCUGUUUUCGCAGGCUAUAAAUGACCUAACCUUCCAUAACAAAUGGAUCAGUAGAGCGCCGGUUCCGCGUCCUGUGGGGUCAUGGGACUGGGACAAUUUUUGUCUCACGCGGUGAAAUGACUUUUUGGUACUGUUUUCAGGUGGCGUUUUCGUACACUUAUGAGCUACGGCCGUAUUUGGACUUGUUGCUGCAGAUGUUGCUCAUUACCGAUUCAUGGCAGAAUCACAGAAUUCACAACACACUUAAAGGUAAAAACGUGUGAGAGUUUUAGGUUCAGAAGCAAAUUUUAGCCAAAAACAGGUGUAUCCAACGUUGACGUGAUGUUCCAACUAUAAUCAGUUGUUCACCAUACACUCAGCGAUCUCCUAUAAGCUAAGAAAAAAUUGCAAUGUGUUAAAAUGUAGUUGAACUUUUCUAAAUUUUGCCUUUUUGUCGUUUAAUUUAUUAGGCAUACCUGAUGAUAAAGAGGGUUUAUUCGACACAAUUCAACGCUCGAAGAAUCAUUACCAGAAAAGAGCCUACCAGUGUAUCAAGUUCAUGGUGACUCUCUUCUGCAAGUAAGUGCUGCAAGAUUCCUUUCUGACACCAUUUCGUUAGUCAAGUACGUUUAGAAUUCCUCGGAAAUUCGAAAAUAUUCGGACGACUUCCGCACAUCACCGAAGAUGUUCCGACAACUUAUGGACGUUACCGAUGGGGUUCCGAUGACGUCCGAAUGUUGCUGAAGAUGUUCAGAUAACUUCUGAUAAUUUUUUGAUGAGAAUGAUAAUCUUUUGGUCAGUGACUCAGCCAACUAGGUAUAAAAGAGUCGAUUGUGAGAACUUAAAUUGUGAUAUCGAUGUUUUCGCUCCGCAGACGUGAGAGGUGCAAGUAUACUUUAUAGGGAAGCUUCCCGUCUUUUUCUUUUAGUAACUCUUUUCUGUCUUUCUAGCUGCCCUUUGGCGCAUCAUAUUUUGAUGUCGGCACAGGAUCUCCGCCGCAAGUGGACAUGGGCAGUGGAAUGGCUUAAUGACGAGCUCGACAGGGUCAGUUAUCCAAGACAAGUGGUAUUUUAUUUAAUCUGACUCUACCUAGUUGUUCGGAAACCAAAAUUCGAAUGAAUGACGAAACCACACUUUGCGAACUUUGAUUUGAGUGGUCGCGGGGCAUCAGUAGAUCAUUAUACGUUUCUGGGAAACUGCUCACCUACCCCUCUCCCAAGCGAACAUUUUGCCUUAAGUGAGAAGUAAGUGUUAAUUUUGUCUUAGGGGAGGGGUAGGUGGGCAGUUUCCCAGAAGCGUACAUUGAUCCCAGUAUUUGAUCCAUGGGCUUAAAAAAGCACGGUUAAAACAAGACAGCACAGUUAAAGCUUAAGACCCCAAAGCUCUCAAAGGGUUUAACAUUGCUCCUGCCUGAAGAGCUUGCUCACCGGCUUAUUAAAUUUAAAUUCCAAAAAGUACGUAGUUGUACAGUAUUAUCACUUUGAAGGCAAGAAAUUAUAAGGUUUAAUAUGUCUUUCACGUUUAAGGCUGAUCUUAUGAAAUGUUCUGUUGUUGUGUUUUAGAGACCUUACACUGGUGGUACAUCGUACACGUAUAACAAUUGGUCUCCUCCAGCACAGUCAAACGAGACUUCCAACGGGUUAGUGGUUCAAAUUGCACAUAUUAAUGCUGUCAUGCCCAAAUUCAAAUUUGAGGGAAAAUCCCGAGUUCUCCUUUUCAAUAGUUGGAACUACAAACUAAGUAAAUAGUACCAUGUAAAGUACUGCUGAAGAGGUUUCAUUUGAAUGGUAACACCAUAGAAUUUCACCCACAGACUCAAAAGUUAGAACUACAUACUAAAGAAAUAGUACCAUGUGAAAGUACUGUUGAAGAGGGUUCGUUUGAAUGGUAACACCAUAGGAUUUCAUCCAUAGAUAUGAAAGUUAGAAUAGAACCACAUUCUAAAUGAUUAAUACCAUGUAAAAGUAAUUUGGAAAAAGUUUCAUGUGAGUAGUAAAACCAUAGGAUUUCUUCCAGACGAAAUCACUGAAAUUUUGUCUUCUGUUGUCUUACCCCAGCUAUUUCUUGGAGCGGUCUCAUAGUGCACGGCUUACACUUGCCAAGGCUUGUGAACUGUGUCCAGAAGAGGUAAUUCACUUUGGUUCUUAGUUAAUAGGCCAUUUCCGAGUCGCCCUAAGCCUCUGUUUCAAAGCUAGGCAAAGUGCGAAGCUAUUGAUAUGAAAAUGAACUUUUAUUCUCAUUCGCGAAUAAAAUGAAGGAAAGUUUUGCACUUAGCCGCGUUUUAAAAGUAAAAGGUUAACGAACUCGGAAAUAGUCGAUUCCUUUUUCCCUCUUCCCUCUGCUUCUUUGUAGGGGAAGAUAUGGGGUUGUAGCCCGGGAGAAUAGAGGGCAGAAGGGGUACGAUUCCUUUUUCCCUCUUCCCUCUGCUUCUUUGUAGGGGAAGAUAUGGGGUUGUAGCCCGGGAGAAUAGAGGGCAGAAGGGGUACGGAAGGCGGGAGAGGAAAGAGCGGUAGUUGGGAACUCUUAAAGGGUGGAAAGCGGGAGGAAAAGGGGGAUAUUAAGCAACGAUGCGUAAUAUUUUGAAGUAGGAAAAGGGCUAAGAGAAGGAAGCCAAGAAAAAAGGCGCGGGAGCCGGAAAUGUAACAGUCGGGAGGUGGCAGUUUUGGACCCCCUGUCCGCCCUUCUUUGUUGACACGUUUUAGCCCCAAAUUUGAUGAGCUUAUUUCUCUUCGUAAGAUAGACUGCGAGGCCCAAGAGAGCUUGCUCGCAGGCUCUUCUCAAUAUAAUAUAUUAAUAUAAUAUCAUCAAAACACAGAGGUUUACUGUUGUGAGAGUACAGGAAUUAAUUUUCAAAGAUAAAAGCUCUGGAUGUGAAUGUACAAAUGCAGGAAAACGUAAUCGUAAACGUAAAGUUCGAACCAAGCCUUCUACCAAUUCUACCAUUCUUUCAGGAUCCGGAAGAACCUGAGGGGGAUGUAGAGGGGGAGAAUGGAAACUCUGGAGAUGAGGAGGUUACCGCGGCUAAUGCACAGCAGUCAAGCCCUCGUCGGGAAUCACGUGAUCAGUCUCCGCCAAUCACUGGGCAGAUUCCGCCUCUGGAUAACAAUGAUACAACAGUCGAAAAUGACACGGAGCCCGGUGAAACAAGCAAGCUACUAAACGAAGAGUCCGACUGAGCACCAAGUGUAUUAGUCCCAAGCUAAUGAAAGUUCACCGCAGUAGCGACAGCCCCAGUUCCCUGUGGGAUUGCGUAAAACGAAAACGGCCUGGUCGCAGUGGCAUUUGUCCGGCUCUGACCCAAGAAUUUCAGGAUUAAAAAGCGUUAUCGAGUACGAGAACGCGACCGUUUGGAGUCGGAGUGAAAAAAUGCUAAUUUAUUUUUUUAUUUAACGUUAAAGGCCGUUUACCUGACCGAACGAAUCCGCGACUUGACCUUCUCAACUGUGGAAUCUGUGGAACCCUGAUUUUGUCCGAUAGAACAAGAACUUUACCACGUUACGGCGGCCUUAAGGCGUCUAAAGAGCUCAUUCAGCAUUCAUUUGCCAAGAAUUCAGUGUUCUGUAAAAAUUUUAAGAGAAAAAAAUGGAAUAAUUCUAGAGCCUAUAAAAAGUGCCACUUAGAAGAAUGGCUGCUCGUUUGUUUGAGGUACCGACGUUCAGUGUAACGGGUGCUUGUACUUAAUCACAUUUGUAAUAUGAAAAUCAGAUUUUAGAAAAGAAAUAACGUUUUAUGGAAGC
Molecule: messenger RNA, 66471 nt
Organism: Porites lobata
Lineage: Eukaryota; Metazoa; Cnidaria; Anthozoa; Scleractinia; Poritidae
Source: the annotation of a GenBank genome assembly